AUGUCAAGUAGCCCCGAAGAAAGUCGUUCAAGGGGCGGCGGCUCCAACAGCGACCUGAAACUGGCGUCUUCGAGCAACACAUCACCCGAGGGUGGACCUCCACCGCCGCUGCACCAGAACCGAAUACGGCAGGUGGGUGUCUGUCCGCAGCCAGCUCUCCGCAUUGACUGGCCCAGUCAGCCGUGUAAAGAGCAGCACCGCACCGCUGCUGAUGCUGAGGCAGAUCAGUCAAAGGCGUUGCCGUGCUUAAGCAGGCGAUCUGACACAUUUCCUCCGAGGUUGCGUUGGUUUGACUCUAAAUUAGCUUCUUAAGGAAACAAGCUUGUGUGCUGGUGAAAUACCAUCUGUUUUGAGGAGAGAUGUGAGUGAUGAGCUUCAGGGUAAAACUGUGAUAAUCCCAAAACAGGCCAAUUGUUUCAGUUGUUACGGUCGCAGUAUAAACACCUCAAGACUUACACUGACUCCUCCAGUUACUAUGACUGUUCAGGCUUUAGUGAGGUAAUGUUUACAUCCCCACUUUUAGACCAAGAUGAUUCCUGAUGGUUAGAAAGUGACAGGGGUUUUGAAGUGCUGUCUUUACCUUUAAUCAGGAAAUGACAUGAAGGGUAGUUGCUUUCUCAGCCAGUGUUUAAUUCUUUAUUGACAGUUUGCCUGAGACUCAAUUCAAAGGCUUGUUUAUGUGUUCUCUUAUAAUACACUCCAUGUUAAAGACUGUGUGUGUGUGUGUGUGUGUGUGUGUGUGUGUGUGUGUGUGUGUCUCUCAGGGCUGGGCAGGUUUUCCAGUAAGUCUUUCUGUCCUUGUAAAGAGGAAACCCUGACAUUGCUUCUUCUUGUUGUUUUCUUGUCCUCUACUUCACAACUUCACCUCAUGCAUGUAUUACGAAGACUGAACUGCAUUUUAAUGAUUCAAUGUUACAUGUCUGGAAAAAUUAGCUUAUCAGUUUGCAAUCAUUUUAUUUAGCUCCAUCUUCAAGUCUGUAUGAAAAUGAGUGAUAAAGUAGUGUUUGAAUGUUUAGUGUAAACAUCUAGACUUGAUCAUGUAGUGUGGGUUUGUGUUGUCAAAGUGAGUCAGGGGAUGGUAGAUGGCUGCUUCCUGUCUCGGUGCACUCUCAGGCUAAUGUGAUUUCAGUAAUGGACUGUAGUGCUACAUACACACACACACACAUACACACACAGACACACACACACAGACAGACACACUUAAGUCUCUUCCUUUAGGGUGGGGCCAUGGUGCUCACAUACUUGGGAUGUAAUCAGUAGUUUUUGUGAGUGCAAAACUGAAAAAUCUAGCUUUAAACCACGUGAGUGCAAUCUCUGUGUAUAAUCUUGUACCAUUUAAAUAUCUUUGAGUCAUCUUUACAAACUCUGGAGAUAGAAAUAGUGUAGUAUUUUCACUGUGAAGUCGUAAAACAAGCCUGAAGUUUAAGCUGUUGUAGUUUUCAUCUUUUUGAUUGUUGAACCUUGUUUAGAGGAACCGUUUAAGCUUUUACUUUGGAGUAGGUACUCUAAAUGUGAUACAGGUUAAAGACAUCCUGGUACUCAUAUCUCCUUCAAACACAGUUAUAUUCUUGAAUAAUAGUCAACAGUCGCAGCUCUCCACAGCGUCCUUUAGCCUAUCAGUGAUGUUGCUUAAGCGAUGCUGCUUGAAUUACUCUUGGUCAUCUGAUGCCACUUCAAGGUUCACAUCAGUCAUCACCGUGGCUCUGCAAAUGCAGUCCCUAUGGUGUGUUUUUCUCAGGGAACUCUGAUUGUUUUUCUUCCCGAUGGCAAAGAUCUCACCUGAGUGGAACAGGGGAAGCCACAUUAAACAUCGCAGAGUUUAGUGCCUCCAACUCAGCCCCACUGAUUGGUACCAAGACGUAGUGAUAAAAGAACAAGUCCCCCUCUUCUCACCGGUCGGUCUGCUCUCACUUAUUCUCUCAGAGUAGAUCAGGAUGGUGUGGAUGUAUACAGAGUGUGUUUAAGUAGCAUUCCCUUUUAGUGUCGAAAGUUAGACAGGGGAAUCUAAAGUAAGAAAAACACCACUGAUGCAAAGAGGUAACACUCUGAAUUUGACAUUGUCUGUUUAUUUUACUAUUGUAAAAAGGAAUUGCACACUCACUAGAUUAAUGCUGGGAGAGGCUAUGCCAUGAUUCUGAGUGGUUUAUGAAUACCACCGAGCCUCCGCCCAUUGAUUAGGGAGUAAAUUGUUGUCUAGAAGGGUGAAAUAGAAGACGAGGAUAGUUACAGCACAAGCAGAGCCUUUCAAUACCAUCUUCUUAAGAGAACUCAUAAAAGAAGUGAAAAGAAAAACAGGUCCUGUUGCUCCAUUGAUGUGUAACACCAUUACAGCUAGCACUUGAACGUUUCUAUAGAAAUGAACCUAACUUAGACUACAUACUUACUUGAUAUCUUACUGUCUUACUUACUAACUUUAACUUACGACAUGUAGCUGUACAUAUAUAUCAUAUAAUUACAUAACUAUUUGAAUUGUUUGGUUUACUGUGGAAACAUAUUUUUGUAUAUGAUACUGUUGCUCUUUUAUUUCAAAGGUAUCCUGCAAAUGAUUAUUUUUUUCCGUAUUUUAUUGAAUCUUUCCUUUCAGUAACUUUUGUUUCACACAAAAUGCCUUAUCAGGAACAGCAACCUUCGACUUCCCUUUUACAAACAAAGCACUUCAAAUGUCUCAUAAUUAUACUAAAUUAAGUGGAUAUUGACUCUGUACAGACAAAACGCUUAGUUUCUUCAUUGCUAUAAAAUAAAACCACAGUUCUUAUGCAAGUAUGGAAAAGUGUGGAAGUAAUUUGAUCAAUUCCAGGUCUUAAAAACUAGGGUAAAUGAAAAAUUAAGUAUGGAAAUAUAUUUAUGUUAACAGACUAUAUUACCACAGUUAUAAAAUACUGUUUUCCAAAUAGAAAAGUAGAUGUUUCCAAGAAUAUUUCUAAAAAGUAGAGUUUGGAAAAGUAUGAAAAUUCCAACUGUGUAGGAACCCUGUAAAACCCCAAACUCCUGUCACCUCCAUUAUGUAGUGUAUGCACAGAAGAAUCACCUCUGCAGGUCACUCUCUGUAGGGCGAGAUGUCAACAGUGGUCAGGUGGAACCAAGCACUCCUGUACAUUUACUGUUAUCUCAGUGAACUGACCCCUCCAGGUUGGUGGAGGAUCUGUGAAAAACCAUGUGCGAGUUAUAAGAAUCAACACUUUUAGAUAAGGGAGACUUCAGAUGAAAAAUGACUAAACGCUGACACAGACAGAAAUAACAGAUCAGUGCGUGUGGGACAAAAGAAAAAAGCAACAAAGGGACACAGUGAGACGUGAGGCUCUUAGUUCCAGGUCUAAAAAUACCUCUGGUCUCUCGCGUGAUUGUCCUGGAGAAAAAUAGCGUCUCCCUCAUCGAGUGGAUGUGUGUCCAUGUCUCUGUGCUCACUGAACCUGUGUCACUGAGCAUUAACUCGCAGCGCUGGCUUAGUGUUCGAUUAGUGGUUUCUAGUUUAUUUUUCCUAUCUGAAAGGCACAGAGACUUUCUCAGACUGUGUCAAACCUCUGUCUGUAAAGUUCACUGUCCUGUGGUGUGAUGGUGGAUACUUGAAAGAGCAGUUUACUGAGAUCACUCUAGAAAUGUAAAUGUCCUUUGCAGUCUGAUACCAUAACUGAAAUCCUAGCACUUUAAUAGUUCAGUUCAGACAUACCAGGCACCUUCGAGGCACAUUUGUAUCCAGCUGAAUAUACAAAUAUAAGGAGUUUGUUUCCUCAAAAAGACUUAAAUAUAUUUUGAUAGUUCCAUCUCCCCUUACAUUCUCUCUCCACCUUAAAAUGCGGGUUUUAGUCUCUAGUUUUUCCUUGCCUUCUUGGCCUCUUCCCUAUUUGUCUCCCAUUUCCAUCCUCCAGCCCCACCCUCAUCUGUGCCCCAGGUCCCGAGACUGAGAUCCUGAUGUGCCAGGAGGUCAGAUUUCACUGCAGCCUCUUGACAUUUUCUUCGGACUCUCCUCCGCCUCUCUGUCUGUGUUUCUCCUGCCUCUCUGUAUCUGCUAACCUAUCUGUCUAUCUCUCUUUUUCACCAUUGGGAGUGGUAUGAUAGGAUUCUGCAGGAAGGGAGUCCUAAUGGAGCCAUGGCCCUCAUUACAUUACCUCUGCACAGCUAGAGCCACACACACCCACACCCACACCCACACAUGUAGCCUUAGCUGGCCUUUAAAGAAUGAUGUCCUGCUUUGGUCAAAUGAGGUCUCUGCGGUGCCGUUUUACAGAGUGUAUAAACAUACAAACACACGAACAUUAACUGUGUUUCACAAAGCUGUUAGAGCACCUUACUGGUAAACAGUGCUGACAUGAACACCUGGGACUGACUCCAUAAUAACUACUGAUGGUGGCCUCUACUAACAUUCAUAUAUAACCCUGAUGGUUACCAAACACCAUUAAGAUUUGACAGUUGUUUCCUGAGAGGUACUUGCUUAGCAGUGCAUUGUUGUGCACAUGCUGAAGGCGUGAUUCGGCGAAGAAUAAGUCUCUGGUUCAACACUUGACCAUAAUAACAUCAGUUUAAAAAGAAAGACUUGAUUGUUUUUGGAUAUUAUGUAUUCUUGAAAACGAGUUUUGCCACAAUAAACCUCCUUCAGUGACAUUCAUUGUGAGGAUGCAGUCUCAUGUUGUUUAUGCUUCCACCCCAUGAAGCAGGUUUUAGAUGGUGCCAUGUGAUAUACUGUACAUGCUGAUGUUAUUUAAGAUAACAAUUAGUAUAAAGUUACAGGCCUGUAAGCAAAAGUGAUGCAUAAGUUUACAGAAUAAGAGGGUGGCUAAUUUGACUGACAGAUGUCCUGGUUGUUGUUGUUUGACAAGGCCCAUGCUGGUUCCUAGCUUGAUCAUAAGAUUGGUUAAACUCGCAUUUCAAUAGGCUUCAACCAGCAUCAGAGACCGACAUGUGAUGUUACUUGAUAAGAGGAAGGAUAACAGAAGUAAAAAAAGGAAAAAAGGAGGCCAUGUCACAUUAGCUAUCAAAAGUGUUGGUCAACAAAAUCCCAAAGGUACACAAUGCCGAAGCGAGCAGAUCUUCACAAGCUAAAGGGGCCGAAAUCAAAACCCAAUUUUCGAUCAAUCUAUUACUAAUAAAAUAAUUAAAUAAUCAAAAGUACUACGAUGUACACAAUAUUUUCUCAUUUUCAAAUGGCUGUCUUAAAAAAUUGCUGAUUCAUUGAGUCAAUUACAACCCUAAUGAUAAUGAAGUGAUUUUGAUAUAAAAGAAUAUAAAAAAGACUUUUAUGGAACUGUAGCCAUAAAUAACGUGUCGUAUUUGAUCUUAACUUUUAAACCACUCUGUUAUCUGUUUAGCUAGAGAGUUAUUUUAGAUUCUUUUUGAAUUCCAAAGUAGACAUUUAACUGUCACCGUUAAUCUUUCUUGUUAUUUUAGCUCUAUCCUUUCAUUUCUACUUGUGUAAAGGAAAUAUCCCACUGGGGUACAUCCACCUUAGAAGGUGACUAAUUUUGGCGUGAUACCCGGGCCUCCAAAUACCAAGUCGCCACUUUGUCAACCAGCUCUGAUGCAAUACACGAGCAACAGUAUGAGUUUCCACACUGCGUAAUGGUGAUAUGCUUGGUGUUCAAAGCAUUCCUGUCCUGGAUCCAAAAUCCGUAUGACAUGUCCAUACUCGGUUACAAACGGCAUCUUGCCACCGUAUCCUGAACUGCCCUUCAUGGUGGUCACGGUUGCCCAUAACCAGUUAUGGUGACCUAGUUGUUUGUGACACCUUCUCUCUGACCUAUUUAAUGCUGACUGAUGUUUGAAAGGAAGUGGUAGCAUCAGUUCAGUCACACUUUACCAUCACCAUUGUUAAUAUCGUUGAUAUUUCUUGACAAGGAACACUUCGGUGGAAGGAGAGAUAGCGUGGAUUUGUAAUGUCUAAAAAUGACUGCAUUAACCUGCCACAGCUGUAACAUACGGUGAAUAAAAAUAAGACAACAAACUAUAGAAAUCUGUCCUCAACAAGGGAGCAUUUCAGAGCAAUCUGUCCUUACAUGCAUCCUUUGCCAGUCAUGCUCCGUGGAGGUCAGGUGUUUUUGGACGGAGCAUUUACACUUGAAUUAUUCAUCAUGGCCUCAUCGCUGUUUCCCGUCAGAAAUGUGGAGAGAGAGAAGGGUGUGGUCAGGGAUCAAUAGACUUCUGAGAAGCUGAAACACCUUCAUGUAAAUGUGCUCUCUCUCUCUCUCUCUCUCUCUCUCUCUCUCUCUCUCUCUCUCUCUCUCUCUCUCUCUCUCUCUCAGGAAACACAUCAAAGCUUUUUGCUGGCUCGUUGAAAUAAGCAUAACUCAUAACAGUGCGCAUAAAAAGGGAAAAGAAAAACAUACACAUCUGUGCCAGCGAAACAUCUGACUGCUUCAGUGCAAUGACGUAAUUUCUUACCGUUCUAGUUGAAGCAAGUGGGACCACAAAUAUGGUGCCAGCGCUUUAAUUCACAUCUGUUCUGUUUUGUCUGAAUAAUUCUCUAAUUUCUCUCUCACACUGACGUAUUAUUUCCAUCUGUCUGGUUUAUUGUCUGCUUGGUUAUUCCUCUCUCUUAAUCUGCCUUGUCUGACAGCUCUACUUCACUCAGCAUUCCUGCCAUGACUCUGUGCUUGCUGCAAAUUUUAGGUCACACGCUUCAUUAUUCAUUAUACAUUCAACUUGGAGGUGAAAUCAGUUUCUGCCUCAGUUCCUGUUGUCAUCUGACGCUGGAUGAGCCUUGCCAUCGUACAAAAAUACACUCUGGCACUCUGAACUGUGUGGGCCAGAGUGGUAAAACAAAAACAGUGUUCCUCUGUGGACUGCGAAUGGAAGCAGCCUUUGAGGGCUCUGUCUCUCUUGGUGUGUGUGGUCUUUGGAAAGAGAGAUUCCAAGAUAAGCCCUUAAAAACAAUUUCUGCAUAUGUUCACUGUACCUUUUGAAUUCUUCCUUGUUUCUAUUUCUGGCACUGGCAUUUCUAAUUCAGAUGUGCUACACCAGAUUCAGCCAAAUAAGGUCCAAGUGGGGAGCAGAGCAUUUAACAUAUGGGCUCCUUCUCAUAUUCCCCUCGAUGGCAAAUUUGGACAUUAUGACUGGAUCAUACUGGUGUAUUUUCCAACAUACUCUUGGCUGCAGCUCUUAUACAGGGAUGGCAAACUGACAUCACAUGUUCCCAUCCUUAUGUGCAACACGGGAAAGGCUGUAAAUUAGUUGGACAGAGGUUAACAAACCCACUCUCCGUCAUGUGUCACAGAAAAUCAGUGGCUGCCUGUAUUAUUUGCAGGCGUAGAGUUACAGCGAUAGCUUUCAGAUAGAGCACUUCAGAAACUUAGAGUCAGCUGCAGGAAGUGGAUAGUAAAUUAACAGGUCCAAGCAGUUUCUUGCUCUACAAUUUUGCCAUCUAGAUUUUUCUACAGCCCCACAGACUGCAUUGAAAAAGAUGAUGGUGAACUCUGUGGUUUCGUGAAGCAAAAGAUUCAGGUAAUUAGUUAAUGUAGUCUCGUUGUGUCCCUGUAGGGCUGCUGUGGAAAUGGGCAGGGCUGUUUGACAUGUUGGUGACACUGAAGGACAAAUUUGAUCAAGUAUAUGCCUAGUAAUCAGAGCAAAUGAAAUGAUUUUAUCUAUUCAUAAAACUCUCUUAGUAGCAGGAAAGGUGUGGUCCCUCUGACUUCCUCUCUCCCGUUGUCUUUCUCUCUCUCUCUCUCUCUGUCUCUCUGUCUCUCUCUCUCUCUCUCUCCUGGAGUAUCAAGUGUCCAGAUGAAGGUUAGAUGUACUAUCUUCAGCACAUCUCUCUUCUCUCUCUCCAGUCACUUUGCCCCACCCAAACCCACCAUCGUCUUGGUGUCAUAACUCACUGUAUUUGGGUGUGGUCUGUUCUGCCGGCUUUGUCCACUUCCAAUUUAAUUUGACUCUGCAUGAUUUGGUUUUGUGGAAAACAGAGAGGGGAGAGAAGGAGACUGUUUACUGUUGUGUGUCGAGGACUUUACGGCUGUGACCUUUCCUAUGCAGUAAAGAGGCUGGCAGAUGAGUUGACAUUUAAAUCAUAUCCAUGAGACAAUUUAUUAGUGUCCCUGCCCUGUAUAAGGUUCAUUAUGCUGCAUGCUUAUACAGGGCUGGAUAUAAUUUAAAUACAGACAAUACAGCCAUUACCAAUAUUUAAACGAGCAUUACCAACUGUAUACAUAAGGUUGCUGCCGCCCUGAUGUUAAUCCACCUUUGACUGACAUUUAAUUUUGAACUUGCGACCUUCAUCAUCAACAUAACUCUUUUUUUUAGGAUUCAAACCUACAACUUUUGGUAUUUGGCAGAUAGUAAAACUGCAGUCUUAAUAUCUCACGUUACAGUCAUGUAGAGCAGGGUUCAGCUGCAGUUUACAAUCAAUAUACUCAUGGGACAGAGUGAGCACUUUGGUCUUGAGUAAGUGUGUGUGUAUAUGAGAGAGGGUGGGGGGUUGCAGACCUCCUGUUUUUAGUUUGUGAUGUUAUGAUUUGAUUAAAAUAUUCAAUUUUUAUAUCUUUAUCCAUGAAACCAUCGUUUAAAAUGAAGUGAAGCUUUGGUUACAAACAUCAGUAAUCACAGCUGACUAUCAAAGGCUGUACUUUAGGGGUGGGAGAAAAAAUCAAUUCACAAAAGUAUCAAAAAUUUUUGUUUUACAAUUUUUAAACUGAUUUUUAUGUUCAAAAAUUCUUUUUAUUUUUUCAAAUUUAAGAAUAAAUCUUAAAAACUGACUUACAUGUUAUUUGUACUUUUUGGGGGAAAUAUGGUUCCUGUAAUAUUCAUAAUCAUAAUCAUUCAACUGUUUCACUUGUGUUAAAAAUCCAGACUAAAAAUCAAGAAAAUCGACUAUAUUGUAGAAUCGCAGUUUAAGUCGAAACGGCAUCCAAAAAAUCGAAGAAGAAUCGAAUCAGGAGAAAAGCAUAUCAUCCCAGCCAUACUGUAUUUGUUAUUGAAGUAGUCAGAUUAUAAACUCAAGAGCCACAGCAAGAAAGAAACAGCUCAGCAUAAGAUAGUUAACAUCUCAAUUACACAAGUUUAUCCUUUUCAGACAGAGAAUCUGCUCAAUCUAGCUGGAGAAAACCAAAAAUGUUAAGAAGAGAAGUUGAGGUGAAACAGAGUUCAGUGCUGCUCUCAAACUUUCUGGAAUAAAAUAAUAUUACUGUAGACGAUCAGCUAGUUGAAGCUUCUUGGUGAUAGAGCAUAAGGACUGUUUUUUAGCUAAAAAGUCUACAUCGCUUGUUUUGCUUUCUGAUUUCUUGGCCUGCAUCUUACUGUAUAUAGAUUUGUGUUGAUAAAAAUAGAAAACAGAUUGGAUAACAAGUAAAAGGCAGUUUCCUUUGUUUUACCCUCCAGUCCACUCUUCAAAGAAUUUAUGCUUUAGUGAGGGGUUCAGCUCUCUGCGACAAUACAGCAGGACUCUACAGUCACCCACACACUCAAUUACCAGGUUAACAAAGCCUAAUGAAUAACUUAAGCCAAGAAGAAGUAAGCACUAAUGUAAACUAGUAUUUCUCAGAGAGAAGCAGUGAGGAAGGGGUAGAAAAUUGUGGUCAUGAAAAAUGCAUGGGCCUCUAGAAGUCUAAAUGAGUCAUCUUAAACAGAAAGAUCCUCCCUCCAUUAAAUCCCAGAUGCAUUAUCUGCUUUCAGACACUCAACACUGGCACAGCUUCACUUGUCAGCAUUCAUAGCUCUAUUAGCAGAUUUAUCAACAAUGUUAACAACAAAAACACAUUCAAAACAAACCUGGAAAAAACCUAUAAGCAAAAAAACAAAGACACAAACCGCGACAGUAGAGAUGAGAUAAAGGCAGAGUUUAUGUUUAGCAUGUUUGAGCUUGUUUACUGCUAAUGAUGUGGUUUUUUUUUAUAAAGUACAUUUUAGUUUGGUUAAAAAAAACACAUUAAAGAAUCAACGAUGCAGUUUUCUGUCAUAGCCAAGGACUAGUUUAUUUAGCUUAUGUGGCUAUGGUAUAAAAAUAAUCAAUCAAUGAUCCCAUUUAACAUUGAUUUAUUUACUACUCUAAUGCACAUCUUUCUGUACAUUUUUAAAUUGUCUGGAUGAAAAAAUACAAAUGACAAAAUAAAGAGAUGAAUGAUCUGGUGGAAAAAUGUUUAUUUGGAAAUUAUCAACAUGCAAAAGAUGGAAGUGGGGCGCUGGUUUUGCUCAGCGGAUCAAGUCAUACAGCCCAUGCACAGAAGCUACAAUACUCAAAUCUGGCAACCCAGAUUCACUCCUUAGUGCAUGUCAUUCCCCACUCUGUCUUCCCAGUCUCCUACUCUAUCCACUGUCCUACAUCUCCCCCAGUCAAGGCAGAAAAAACAAUAACACUAACUUAUUCCAUCGAUAUACUCUUAAAUGUUUGUAUUUUCAUGAGAAACCAUUAAGGUCAUAAUUUCUAAUGCACGCUCCAUGACGAUCAAUAAAAACAUACAGACAUCACUAACCCCACCCAGCCGUACUGCUGUACCCUCACACACGACUCUCACAAAUACAUCCAGACAUGUGCAGGAACAUGCAUGCAGGUCACUUGUCUGCUUGUCAUGGACUCCUAAUGGGCUUUAUGAAAGCAUUUGGAUCUAUAAAAUGAAAAACAGACCCCUCAACCCCUCCUCCUACAUGAGAUACACUAAACCAAUAGACACAGGAGCUCACAUCAGCUCACUUUGGACUCCCCUCAUCCAUCUCCUACUCUUUCAGUGUAAUCAGAUACCUAAAUGGACACACACAUGCACAGAUGCAUUCACAUUCACUCAUUCGGUUUAUAUUGUAUCCUUAUAAUCCUCAUUAUCUUGUACGAGUGACGGACAGGAUCAAUAGAGGGCACUGAUCAGCCUUUGCUGAUGCACACAGACAUUUAAAGUUGGUAGACAGUAUAAAUAAAGACACAGUGUGUGCACACUCACACAGCUGUAACAACAUUACACUGAGAAGACUCUUACAGGCUCAACGAACAUGCUGAUCAAUAAGCCUUAUCGAUUUUGUCUGUAAAAUCUGAGACUUGAGCAGAACUUUACACAAACGUGAGGAGAAGUCAGCCAGUGGAAAAAAAAGUAGCUGUGUGUCACACACACGGAGCAUGCAGAGGCGGGGAAUCUUACCCAUGCUUGUGUUGAUAUCAAGAAGAGGCGAGUGCUGAAUGUACUCAAGACCAGAUCACAACCUUAAAAAUCAACAUUAGAAAAAGUAGCCAGCCGUCAUUAAGUGACUAAACAGCAGAUGCUUGUGUGGGAGUGCGGUAGUUUUAUACAUUUUCUUGUACUGUACAGUCUGCCGUGGUUAUUUGUGGAAUGAUUGACUUUAAAUUGCAGAUUUGAUUCUUAGGAAAAGAUUGUGAGAAAAUGACUGAAGAUUACAUUAUUAUCCUGAAUCUACAGUAUCCUGAAGACUUAAAGUGGGACAGAAAACACGUCACUGACUCAAAGAGGUCACAUAAACUGUACCUGUUGUCGUAAAGCUGCAAAAUUUUGGCUUUAAAUCUGACCUGUUAGAGUGGCUUCGCUUUGUAUCAGCUUAGAUCAGUUUUAUGUGGAUCAAUAUGCAUGGCUGAUGAAUGACACAUAUCUCUAGUUGGUAUUUUUUUUAUUUAAACACUAAUUACAUGUGUGAUUAAUAUUGGGUUUUGUUUUACAUGCCAAUUUAUGGGAAAUUACACAACAGAAAUUUAAAUUUUUUUUCUUGCAUGUCUUCACACUCUGACUGAAUUCAUGUGCGAUCAUCUCUUUCGCUCACUGAGUUUAAUCGAAGGUCCACAAUUGUCUAAGUUUAAUCCAUUCUCCAGUCGGCCACCAGAGGGUGCCAGAGGAGCAGCAGCUGUCUCCACCCUCAAAACCAUACCAUAGUUGAGCAGAUUAAAGCCCCGAGGUCUUCUGCACCAGAAUUGAGCAUUUUAAACUGCAUUACAGUGAAAAGCGAGUCCCAUUCAUGAUAACUUGUGGAAAUAGGAUGUUGUUUUUGUCGUAGACCAGGGCCGUGAAAACGAACCAGGCAGAAUGUGUGAACAGAAAUAGAGGUGUGAGAUGGUGCCCCUGUCCCUGGUGCUGAAAUUUCAAACUCCCAACAUUAGCUGCAUUGACAAAGAGAGACCUUGACACCCAAUCAGCUGGUGGUGGACACACACACACAUACAUACAUACUCACACAUACACACCCACACGAGUUGUCAAAUCAUAUUUCAACAGCCACCAGUGACGGUGCAGUGCAGUUGAGAUUCAGACCGACCCACUUUCUCCUCAUGCAGGGGGGAGCCUGUAACUUACAGGUGAUUUGGAGUCAUUUUUCAGUGUUGACUGCUCUCUGUUCCCCCUGUGGAUCUGUUGGUGUGUCCCAUCUUCUGUGUUUGCUCACAGAAGGACAGCCUGUACCCAACUUUACCCCCUUUUUUCUCCCAGUUCUCUGCUUCCUCUUCCUUGCAGCUCUGCUCUCCUAAUUAUGUCAUUCAUGUUAAUGACUUUUCUGUAAUUAUGUCCUUCCUGUGUCUCUUAGAACCACAUUCUCUUAUUCCAUCUGUUUAAUAGAAAUUACUGUACAGAAAAUGAAAGGCAGUUAAACACAUACGCUGCCAGGCAUCUUCACACCCAACUGAAGCUUGUGUUUGAAGUAGAUGAUAGUCACAACAGAAGGCUCGACUUUGACGCAGCGGAGAAAAGCAGAUCAGUGAUAUUUUGCUUCUGUAUCUGUUCAAACCUUUUUACAUAAAAUAAAAAGGUUUGCCUAUGUUUCUGGUUAACACCCUGAAGAGAAAGUCAAAUUUAGGUUGAGCAAUUGUCUUAUGGUUUUGAAACUGUAUUAACUCAAUGACACAAUUUCUAAUCGUCUGGCUAAUCAGUUCAACCUUUGCAGCUACACGACACCUUGCUUUUUUCUGUUUUGUGCCACAUUGAAGAUGGUUUUCCUUUCUUUUUUUAUUGUUACAAAUAAUGUGCUUACAAUAAAUAUAUUUGGCUACAUCAAAGAAAAUCCCUUCAACCAUUCAAUACCUAAAUGUCCUAAAAAUACAGUGGAUCCAUGGCUUUUCAGAUAAAACUAUUUGAGGGCGCCAACUAGCAACUUAUCUCCUUGUUGUUUAUACAGAAAUUUGACUUCUGACUAACCAGCUAGUCUGAAGGUACAAAAACAAGCAGAAAACAUUUAGAAAUUGCCAAAAUAAUUUGCAUUGAUUGCAUUUCUAACACGGCUAAAUGAAAACAGAUUGAGUUGGAGUGUGCGGCUAACAUUAGCAGAGCUGACACCGCCAGUCUUUCAUCCCUGCUCCUGUGCUUGUACUCGGUCUAGUGGUUUAAUGCCAGUUUAACUUCACACAUAACAGAUUAAUACUCCCAAACGGCACCGUUCUAAUAGAUGUUAUGUGUUUGUUUAAGUUGGGGAAGAAGAGCAUUAUAGUUUUAUGACAGUCACCACUGACCAGAAUGACAGUCCAGGCUAUAUGAGCACAUCUCUUGCAUUAGUACUAGAAAUUUCCAUGCAAACGUUAUUAACAUGCACUAAUUUUCUUUAUUACAUACAGCUUUCCCCCCUUCUCAUCCAUUAACCUUCACUUCUCCUCGUUUUUCCCGUUCCCUGAGAGGGAACAGAAGUGGCUGUCGCAGUCAGUUUGCCGUUGGCAUGCAGUUUCACUAAACCCCUUACACAAUAAACACUCCCUGUGACUGCAGCUCACGUACACACAUUAACAAUGACAUGCCAGCACGUGCCCACACACACACACACACACACACACACACACACACACACACACACACACACACACACACACACACACAAAAGCAGCUACAUCUGUUCACAUGGAAUAGGGUUUUCAUGUACAUCUGGUCUGGGUCAUGCUCUCCGUGUGUGUGUGUGUGUGUGUGUGUGUGUGUGUGUGUGUGUGUGUGUGUGUGUGUGUGUGUGUGUGAUAAUUUUCAGGGAGUAAGCAGAUGUGUCUCACUCAUCAUUCAGAAACCCUUUUCAGUCACAGUCACCUUCUCCCAUGGUUGUGCACAUGGAUGUGAAUGGUACCUUUUAAUCUCUGGAUGUGUGAGUGAUUUGUGUGUGAAAACGUGAAAAUCCACUGUUGUGGUUCAUUGAUUUUAUUUGGACCAACUGCAGUGGAGUCUUCCUCUGAUUUUUCUCCUGAAAAGGAAAAGCAAGAAUAAUUGGAGGAGAAAAGGAACUAACUAAGGGAAGAAACAAUCAGCAAGUUUUUUGUUUGUUUGAAGAAGGGAGCCUUUUGGAGUCAAUUCCUAUCAGGUUUAUUUCAUUUAUUUAUUUUUUAUUUCAUUUUCCAAGUUUAGAUUAGUCCUUCUUAUAUAAGUUGUGUGCACUUAUUUGUCUCAGCUAAGAAUAACAAUACAUUUGACAACCGAGUAAAGCUGUUACUUUAGACAGGAAGAGUUAGGACAGGAAAGCCAUGGCCCAUGCUGCAGCCCACCUGAAGAAAGCCCGAGAGCUUGAGCAGCAUCCAGAGUACAGAGCUCUGCAGAAAGCCAGGGAGAGGAGGAGACGACAUCGUGAGAGGGCCGAGAGAAAGCGUCUGGUAAUCCAUGUUACAUUUAUUAUGAGUAUGUUUCAUGCAAUUUUGUCUCCAUGGACACGUUCUUUUGAAGCUGAAGAGUAAACUGUAAACUUCAGGAUACUGUCUGAAGAAGAGGGCUGUACAGACGUAGAUAUGACUGGCUGCACACUGUGCAGGGGUUGGUGUCCUGCUGUCCUCUUAGAUGAUUUAUAAUGCAGUGUGAGGGAUGUGAAUGACAGAUGUGAGAAAGGCUUUGGCUGAUAGGAAGGUCACAUACUAGUGUGUCCUUGCAUUGUAUGAAGCAACCUUUUGCCAGUAUUUCAAUUUAUGAUCAAAAUGAAUGGGAUUCAAUGAUUUAUGGAUGAAUCAAGAGGCUUAAUAUUCAAGAGAUUUUGCUGCUAGGCACCAAAACACCAGAGUGGAUCCUGACAAUUCAUAUCUAGUUUAAGUCUUAGUCAGAAAAUUUGAGUAUCUUGAAAAGCACCUUAUGAAUAAAGUGUAUUAUUGUUAUAUACUCAGAGGAACUCUUCAUCAUAGUGUCAUCCCACUGAGCAUUUUUUGGUCUAAAAGAGGUCUAAUAGACGUCUAAAUGUAGUCUAGACAACUUUAACUAAAAUAAACAACUAAAUUAAUAUUUAAAAAAUAAAUACUAGUAGCCUAUACAUAAAAAAAUCACUAUGUACAGUUUGGUAUAUUAUUAUGUCUGAUCAAAUUUGAAUCAUUUAUCAAUUGCUUUUUAGUCAUUUUAUUUGAAUAAUAGCUGAAAAUCCCUGAGUAGAAUUUCAUCAUUAAAGUCAACAAUGUUAAAAAAUAAAUAAAUGCUACUCAAUGGGAACUAUUUUGUUCUAAUCUCUGUACACUUCCGUCCAAGACAAGUUGCACCAUAUUGUUUAAAUUUACCCAAUUAAAUCAAUAGUUUUUAAUCAAGGUUGAAAUAAAAGCUAUUCAAUUCUAUUAAAUAUCAUUUGUUGUUGUAAUUAAUUAAUUAAUUUGUAUUUUUUAAGUAUUUUUGGGGUGAUUUUUGCCUUUAUAGACAAGACAGUGUGGAAAUGUGGGGAGAUAGAGAGAGAGGAGGAGGAGGAGGACAUGCAGCACAUGGUCGAGGCCGGACUUGAGCCCAUGACCGCUGCGGAGACCGUGGUCCCCAUACAUGGGGCACACGAACCUGCUUGGCGAUCUGCGCGCCCCCCUAAAUUUUUUCAAAGUAGAAAAUGGUCAGACUUUUCUGAGAGUACCAUAGACUUUAAUUAGACUUCUUACUAACAUACACAGGGUGAAAAGAUCAUCCACUGACAAUAAAAAACAUGAACGAAGGUAUUGAGAAUUUGUACCAGUGUAUCUAUUACAUUUAAAUGAUAACAGCUUUAUCUUUACUUGGUCACAUUUGUUUCAUUGAAGCUUCAAUAACAUCUAAACUUGAAACGGUCUCAGGAUCAUUCAGUGAAGAUGGUUGUUGAACAUUUGCUACAUACCUUUGAUGAUAGAUGAUAUGUAAGUGUGUAAGUAACUGAAAUAGGAUCAGUAUAAGUUGUGUUCAGGCUCAACUUCUAUCAUUCUGUUGUGGCCUUUAGCAUUCCUGGAAAGCACUGCAGGCCGUGCGGUCCCCAGCCCAGACUCAAACCCCAGCUGUCAUGCUACCCACCCUGGGAGCACUUAGCACAGCAAGGGGUUGUGGUCUUCAGUAAGGAAUUGGUCUGGAGAGGUAAAAAUAGCUAAAGCGGGAGGGAAAAUAAGGGUUAAUGGCCACAGUUGUCCGACAGAGAGAGGAGCCAUAUAGGAAGAGGAAGCAGGACCAGGCCUUACACACUAAGACAGGAGCUUGGCAAGAGAUAAAACGUUACAGAGAGGGACAGAGUAAGUGAGAUUUUGAAGGAAGACGGGAGUGAUUUAAUGGACUGGAGGAUUGAUUGGUGCAUCUGUAGAUCUUCCAAAUGGGCUGGAGAAGCUCAUGACUAAGGACGGAAAGUGAGAAAGUACAAGGAUCGGAUGUUAAUGGAUCAAACUAAACCACAGACUGAGUGAAGGAAGUUUUGGAACAGAUUCAGAUUGUGAUUAUGGGUAACGCAGCAUCAUGUCAGGUCUGUGGAUCUGAUAAAGUGUUGAGGACUGGUGGGAGUGAUAACAAUUUAAACCAAAGUAAUGACUACUAUGGAGCUGCUGACCCUGGAUCUGAAGAGGAGGAUUUAUUGGUAAGAGAGGAAGAGGACAAAAGGCAGAGAUUAUUGUCUCUCAUGUAACACAUUAGAGUGUGGAAGUGUGUUUAUCAUCCUGUGUGGGUGUGUUGGUGUUGGUGUGUAUCUGGUAUCAUCCCAUGUGAGACCUUUGACCUCUGGUGGUCUAAUUCCAGUCAUGUGAUGUGGAGGUUGAUUAUUUCGACCUCACAAGUUAACACCCAGUGAUGACUGAUUGAUAUGUUAGUGUCUUAACUCCUCUAAUAAGAGGCUGAAUACUUGUAAACAAUCUAUCUGUGAUCAUUUGAAGUCAUGUGCUGCAAUAGUGAUUAAAAUUGAUUAUAUAUGUUGUCAGUCAGGGGAGAAAUUAGUGAGUUUUCUUGCUUUUAAUUUGCUAAUUGUAAAGAUAUUCUAAUGCAGUAGUAAAGUAUUGAACUGCUAAUAUGUCCGCAGGCUUAUUUUGUUUGCUAAUAUUUAUCUUAAUUUUAUACCUGUUUAGGAUAAUUGAUAAAUACUGAUACCCUUCAGUGCAUAGUUAUGUUUCACAUGGUUACAAAACAUUUAAACUUCACAAUGUGUUUGUUGGCCCUGUGUCUUUAUUGAAAGGAUUUGAUUUCAGUCACAGUUCAAACCACAAACCGAUUUUGCUGCUGUAGUUUUUUUUUUGAGAACAACACGAACUGUUAAAGAGUAAAACAUCUUUUUCUAGGAAUUUUGUCAGAAUCUGUCGAAUUUAUAUUGUGUUUAAUAUAACUGGAAAUUAUAUUCCAUACCAACAAAACAAAGAGCUGGUGUGCACGCUGCCAUAAGUGUGUGGGUGUGUUUAUUGCAGCUGCUCAUUCAGCCUUUGUGGCUCAUACUCAAACUCAGAAUUGACCACUCAGGCAAACAAGAUACAAGCAGGGCUUUACUUCUAUGUUUUAAAAUUUUCAGGUCAAAUAAACUUUCAUCAAGCUCAGCAAUGAAAGGGAAAUCUAACUUUCUGGCAUGACUUUACUUUUUAUUGCAGAGGCAGAUUGAAAGAUGCUAUAGUAAACCGUUUAUGUUGAUUUUCUUACAGCAAUUAUAUGCAUUAAAAAUUACAACACUGAAAUGGUCAGUCUUGUUGCAGAUGGUCUUGUUUGCCUGAUUAGGUCAAAAAGAAACACCAGUAGCAAUUUAUCCUUUUUAUGGGGCUUUUAAGGAAACUGAGACGUAACAAUGGGAUUGAGAAAUAGUCAGAAAGUCAGAAAGUAAGAAAAUUAGAGAAAAGUGCAAAAACUUUGUAAAGUCAAGAUGGUCUGAUGAAUUUUUGCUGUGUACUUGUAAGUGAUAUUUCAUGACACUGUGUAUAUAAAUACAAUGAGAUGCUCUGACCCAAACAGGACCUUAAAAAAAAUCAAAACAAAAACAAAAGUGGAUCUAAAACUUGGUAAAACUGACAGUCAAACACUCGUGUGUAGUCCUGUUCCUUGUAUUAACCUCCUGUCUGUUUUCAUCUCUCCAGUCUGACAGUAACACCAGCUUCCUGCGAGCUGCCAGAGCGGGCAAUAUCGACAAAGUCCUGGAUUUCCUGAAAAACGGAGUGGACAUUAGCACCUGCAACCAAGUAAGGAAAAUUCUUAGUAGUGUAAACAUGUGGUUACAUAGAAGACAAUGUGUGCUUGAUGUUUCUGAUUCUGCUGCUGCUGCAAAAUAUGAAAAUCUGGUAACUUUACAAAAUCCACACAUAACAGAGCUCCAUUAUCUUAGCAGAGAGGGUUAAAAAUGAAGAAAUGUUUUAAAGAGAGAGAGAAAAGCGAAUGAUACAAAGCUGACUUGGUGAUACCAGUUAAACAAUUUCAUGAAAGUCAAGUUUACAUCUCCUCUUUUUUCUUAUUCAUUGUUAUCAUUUAUGAGAAUGAAGAAAGCUGCUCAAAUUGUUGUUUUUAUCAUAUGAGAUACAUUACUGAACCCAGUUUAAAGGCAACUAUGUGCUUUUAAAUUAGGACACGAGAGUCCAUACAAACAUGCCACCGUCUCAGCAUUAGGUCAGAGCUGUUUAGUGGCCCAUAUGUCUGACCUGCUGAGUCGAACCGUGGCUCCGCUGUGUCACCGCGGCGUCACACAACCAAGCUAACUCAGCACAUACCUGAACCUGCCUGGCAAAGUUACUGCUCCAUCCCUCUAGUCUCAGCUCUGACAGGACAGUUCUCCUCCGGCAGCUGUCACACACCCUCACCCACAUUCCACUGAGGAGGGAAUGAGGAGGGGGUAACAUGCCUCACCCCAGAGCUCUUUUCAUCCCCCUCCCCAACACUAUCCCCCUCACCCUGUCUCUGUCAGUAUGAUUUACAGUAGUCACAAGGUAGAUUAACGGAGCAUGUAGGGUUUAGCUACGUGUGUGUGUACUUGUUGUGUUUAGAUGUGCAUAUUGUCACAUCAUUCUAUUGCUGUUUUAUCGCAGCUAUUUAUACACAAGGAUGCAAUUGGUUGGUUCACAGGAAAUGGAUUCUGCCCACUCAUAUCUUUGCUGUUUGUUGUCAUGGUCACCACUGCUUUUGUUUAAUGCUCCAAGAGGGAAACCUGGCUAUUCUGGGCGAUGGUUGUACACACAUACACACAAAUACACAGCCCUCUUCUUGCAACAGUAGAUCUCUGCCCUUCAGAGUAUUUGUCAGGGGUCAGAUGAUCACAUUUAAGCUCUUGUCAGGUGACUAUAAAUGCAACUGACAUUUUAUUUGUACCCGAGAGAUGCUUGUUUUCUGUGUGUGUACGUGUGUCUAUGUUUGUGUCUAUGUUUAUGUCUAUGUUUCCGGGGGCAGCCAACAUAUUAUUGUAGUAGAUGUCAUUAUUAAAAGAAAUCACAAAGGAUAUGAACCACUCAGUGAUUACUUAGCUCAGGUUGUAAAUUUUGGUUAAUUUUAUUCUGUCUUGGAGAGCACACACACAUAAACACACUUACACUCUGACGGUUAAAUUCAACAUUUUAACUGAGUUUUAAUACAGACACGUGUUUUUGGCUAAAGUAUUACUGCUUAUUUAAAAGCAGGGUUUAUUAUUGCCACUGUAGACCCAAUAUGUUUUCUGAUUCACAUUGUCAUUGGAGGAAAAUUGUUCAAAUAAUGGCACAAAACACUGGCAGGAUGUCCUGUAAAGGCGUGUGAUUUGACUUAGUGAGAUUAGGGGUGGGAAUUGCUGGUUGAUAGGAUAGGAAACAAAACAAAAUGAACCAAACCAAUCAGUUUUAAACAACUCUGAUACCACACUAUGAUAUGAAAUAUACAAAACAAUCUGAUUUGUGAUACAUCGCCUUUGAUAACAAUAAUAUUAUGAUACAGUUACUGUACAAUAAUCAGUAUAGUGCAAGAUGACCAUACAUUGAUACAUCCCAAUAUCUCACAAGUAAAGAAUACGAAAUGCCCUUUAAACGCACAGUGCAGGAUAUCAUUUAAUCCCCUAACUUUGGUUUUACUGAGUUAAAACAAUGUAAAAAAUUUGUAUCUAUCCAUUUUUCGCACAAUUUUGUGCUCGACAGGUACGACAGAGUAUUAGGGCCACAUUAAGAAAAAAUAGAAAAUAAGACUUUGAGAUUGAAGUAGUUUAUUUACGAGAAUAAAGUCAUUACUCACGAGAAUGAAGUCGUAAUAAAGUAAUAAAGUAAUUACUUAUGAGAUUAAAGUUGUACUAAUGUAAUUACUUAUGAGAAUAAAGUAGUAUCAAAAUCAUUAUGAUAGGCUACUUAUGAUGAUGUGGUGCUGAUGUGCCAAAAGAUUAAGUAUCUCCUUGUUCGAGAAACCUAUAUUGAAGCACAUAUUCACGAAAUGCUCCAUGGCUCUCAUUUCAAGAACUGUCAUCUUAAACAACAGAUUAGAAUAUAAGGACUUUAUUCUUGUAAGUAAAGAUUUUAUCACGACUUAAUUCUCCUAAGUAAUUACUUUGUUACGACUUUAUUCUUGUUAGUUAUGACUAUAUUCUCAAAAGUUAACGACUUUAAUCUCAAAGUUUUUUUUUUUUCUCCAUGUGGCCCUAAUACCCCGUCAUAGACAGGUAUAACCAUCUUGUCAAGAAUGUUUUUUCAUUUUUUCACAACAAUAAUUAUGUCCCACAAGUCAAGAUAACAAUAUACUGUGGUAUCAACCUUUUCCCCACCCCUUUUUAAGAGAGACUACCUCAGGUUUACUUCUACAAUCACUCCAGUAAUAGUAGACUAAGAUGACCGUUCAGAAGUAUAACGUUUCCUGUGAUAAGCAUCAAAUUGCUCUAAAGGAAGUGAAUCAUGUCAGCAGAAAAGCACUCCACACAAUUACCGAGCCAUUAUCAGUAGUAGUUCUGUCAACACUGCAGUAAAUGGAGCCAGGGGUCUGUUGAUAAGAGCACCAACUGAAGUAUAAUUAUGCUAAUUCUGGGUGCAAUAACAAGGUAAUACUCUGUCAUUUCAAUUUGGAGAAUAUUAUGACCAGAAAAUGAAUUUGUGCCAGUCAGAUGUGUGUAAAUUCACUGUGUUACCUCUUUGAUCAAAUGAACACAGGCGAACGUAGGAAUCAGGUCAUUCUUUAAAGAUUAACAUGAUAUGAUGCAGUUUUAAGAAUAAUCUUAUAUAAGUAUAGAUAUAAUCCUGGAAAUGCAUCAUAAAGAUAACAAUAAUUGAUGUAAUAUCAUUAGGUAUUUCCUCAUUUAAGUCAGUGUUUGAAUUGUUUUGGAGCAGGAUGGUUAUCUUGGGAGGUUUCAUGGGAAUUCCACACGCUGCCCUGGGUGGUGUGUUCAGGAAUAAAUUCAGAGUCAGAUCCUAGAAAGCAGCAUUGAGGUGACUAAGGCCAGAGUCGGCAGCCAGGGGCAGAAGGCUUUCCAAGUUAGCUGCAGAGAGGGAGAGACAGAGAUACCGCCCUGUCUGCCAAAUCCACCGUCAAAGUACUGCAAAGGUUUUAUGACUAGAACUACAAAACUCUGUCUUUCCCAGCAGUAAGGAAACUGAAUUUAUAUUUUCUUUUAUUAAAACGUGGAAAAAGAUAUGUUUAAUUUGUGAAAGUGUAUAGGAGAAAGGGGUUUUUGUCACUGUUUCUGGAUGUACAAUUUUUCUCUGUAUGAGUGUGUCAUUUGUGUGUUAAUGUGAUCUGUUCCCAUGUCCUCACAAUUAAACCAGACCCCUCUAAUCUAUCCAAAUGUUAAUCCUUUGUGAGUGAUAUUGCUCUUUAAUCUGUACCCAUUAACAUUAUUUCCCCUUUUCCCUCCAAUGCUCACCCUCUCCCCCUCUCUCUGGCACAUAGGUUCAUGAAACAACACCAAAUAAACUUGGCUAUUUUAUUACCACGUGUAAUCAUAACUAAGGUCCCCGGUCAUAGAGGCGGUUAUAUUAAUCUGAGCUGGAUUGAAUUCAGUGAUGUCUCCUUUGCCAGGAAGCUCAACAAACUGGCAGGAAUCACUUAGCCGGGCUGAACGUCCAUUAGCUAAAUGAAGCUUUCACUUACAGCUCAGAGAGAGAGGAGAUUUAGAUCUGUGUGAGUGAUGGAGAGUGUAUGUGACUCAACUGUGGCUUUUUUGCCUGUCUCUCCUGUGAUACAUAAUGGCUGACAUGUGAUUGAAGUGCUAUAAUAAGAUUGCAUAAUUCUUGCAGUGUCAUUGACUUCACAGCUUCAGACCUGAUGGUUAGAGCUAAAAUACAGCUGCUGCAACUAAAAUUACAAAUGAGAUGUUUUAUAUUUGGCCAUUUAUGCAUCCCAAUUUUAUCAAAAGAUUCAUCGUGUUAAAUCAUUGGGACUUUUUCCUUUCACGUUGGAUAAAUGUGUCACACAUCUUACAAAAUGUUCAUCUUCCUUUGAGACAGUGAAACACAUCCACGUUGGUCAUGCCAUGAUGAUUCUCUCAUGUGUAGACUUGUUAAAAACGACAUAAAAGCCAUUUGUUUUCAUUGGAUACAUUUCUAUCACACAAUUGUUUCCAUUUUCAGUCAUAGUUUUUCAGUUCCCAGACCUUGUGUUUUCUUAAAUCAUGCUUUAUAAAUAAAAUUGAUUGGACUGGAUUGGAUUUUCAGGCUGACUGCCUCAUGACAUACAUAUUGUCUAUCCCUGAAAUCAUGAGUAAAGUGUGAUAUUUCUUACAAAUAUAUUCUUGGACAUGACUGUAAUUUGACCUUUUAAAGUCCUAUCAUUUACCUUCAGCACAGUCAAUCACUUUGCUAGACUCCAACUUAAACACUUUGGCUCCUGAGGAAUGCCCUCUUUUUUCUUUUGGAAAGGUUGACAUUUCCAGCAGCCUCUAAAUAUGAGUAUCCAUGUUUCUGUCUGAGUGUCCUACAUACCCUCUAUGACUGUGCAGAAACAUGACACCCCUUUGCCCGUUUGGCAUUUGGCAACUCAGUAUGUGUGUAUGUGUGUGCAUGUGAGUGUGUGUGUUUGGUACUAAUUCAGUUCUUUGUAUGUGUGUUUGCAUGCAUGUUGUUCCUGCAGGAGGGAAGGAAGGGGGCAGUGAAGGAGGUGUUAGCAACAAAACAGCUCCUCUUUGAAACCAGUGCCAGGAGAGCCUUUAGAGCUAGGAGUUCUUCUGUGUAAACCCAUCUGACAGAGCCUGCAGGGGAAGAAGGAGGCAGACAGACACAGGAGCUUGGAUCUAAACCAGGAUGGGGGUGAAAGGGAGAGGCUGAGGACCACUGUUGAUGGUUGAAGCUUCAGCACUUCUGAAACCAGCUUGGAGCAGCAUUUAAAAGGGAAAAUAGAAAAGGGUGAAAAAUAGACAAAAAAGGAAAGGAGACAGAGAGCUUAAUUUUGAUUUGAGGAAGAAAGGAGGAAAUAAGCUAAAGGUGAGGAGAACAGUCCCAUUUUAUAGGAUCUUAGUUUGAGUGUCUUGGAGAUACAUCCUACAAUGGAAGAAGAUGAGGAUGAGGUGAAUGACUCGUCAAUUCUUUGUUUGAAAGCUGUAACUUUACAGGAAAUGUUAACGCUGUGUUGGUACAUCAGCUGCAUAGCUAUGGCCUGCCACGAUGAAAUAUGUAAACCAUUACUCCUGCCUGCGUGCUGCUUCUAACUAGGAGCUUUGGUUGAUGGAUCAGAGGUCUUUAUUACAGUGUUCACCCUGACACUGCAAAGGGGUAAAAUAUCAGUAGUUUCAUUUACUGUGUUUUACUUUCUUGAUUUUAGUCUUUCAAAAGCUGCAUGCCUUUUAAUCUUCGUCGACUUGCAAAUCAUCCGACUGUGAAAAUGUGUGUUAUUAACAAGACUGAUGACACAGUUGUUUGAUAAGUGCUGUUACACACACAGAAUAAUGUUAAAAAUGUCCUCCCCUUACAUUUCUAUAUACGUUUUAAAUAUUUAUAACAUAAGCCUGUACUAUCUAUACAAUUUAUAUAAGUAUUUAGUACAACAACACUUGAGACAAUUGCUCAGUAACAUUACGAUGUAUCAAGUAAUGAACUUAUGUAAUACACCAGGCUUAACAGCAGUGGUAUGCAGUCAUUACAGGGACGUUGUUGAACCAUGUGAAGAUUGUGCCCUACGUGCUCUCCCUGUACAUUUCACCUCCUAUAACCUGAUGCACAGACUGUUUUUAUAUACGAACCUCCAGGGCCACUCAGUUACACAACAACAACCACAUCUAACACAUCUGUUUUUUCUGUCUCCCCUCCAGAACGGUCUGAAUGCUUUGCAUCUGGCAGCUAAAGAAGGACACAAGGAUUUAGUGGAGGAGCUGUUGGAGAGAGGGGCUCCCGUUGACUCUUCUACAAAGGUACACGCACACACACACACACACACACACACACACACACACACACACGCACACUCACACAUAUAUAGUAUGUUUUUUUUCUUUGUUCUGUUCUUUAUUAACUACCUAGAUAUGUAACUUGCAGCUUAACAUGAGAAAAGAAACAUGAGUGUCAGCUGUGAGACAGAGGAGUGUCAGACAGAAGGGAUGGACGGGGUGCACAUCAGUACAAGAAAUAUACAGUGGUAUCAUAUGUUUCUGGCCAUAAAAACCAGAGCUUCUCUCUAACAUGAAACUUGAUUCAGAAGGGGCCUGGAGGACAUUUGAGAAGAAAAAAAACAUGAAUGAAAAACUCCUGUGAAAUUUUGUAACUUUACACCAGUGCUUUCCAAUAAGUGCAGCGAUAACCCCUCGUAUAGGUUACAUAGCUUCCUCUUCCUCUUUAAAUCUAAAUCAAGGUCGCAAAACAACAUGAAACCAGUUUCUUCGUGUCCUAGGCUUUGAAUGAGGUCAGUCGACUUACAAAUUGUUGACUCCUAGUUGCAUCAUGACGAGAUAUUCUACCUUCACUGGAAAGGAGAGAGAGUGAGGAGUGAGUGGAGAGUGAGCUACAAGGCGAGCCAGCCGUUAUGCGAUCCUGUGAAUGCCAAAUGUGUCAGGCAUAACGGCAAUAAAUACUAACCCUAAGCAGCCUGCAAGGGAUCUAUCACUCCUGUAGUUACCUUCGACUUCAUUUUUUUCUUGAUACUGAUCUGUUAAGUUUUUAAUCUUCAGGGAUAUCCAUGGGCCAAAUGCUGAAACUAUUUGGUGUCUGUGUCCGUUGCAUUUAUUCUGGUGUCUCCAAGUGAUGCAUGUUGCCCUUCACCCUGUCUGUCUCUGCAGAAAGGGAACACAGCCCUCCAUAUUGCCUCUCUGGCAGGGCAAAAAGAAGUAGUCAGACUACUGGUAAAAAGAGGAGCGGAUGUAAACUCCCAGUCACAGGUAAGGAAACUUUUAAAGUAUAGACAACAACAUCACCACAAACAAAAGCUGAUGAUUGUAUAAACUUUGUGUAUUUGCCUCCACAGAAUGGCUUCACCCCACUUUACAUGGCAGCCCAGGAGAAUCACCUGGAGGUGGUGCGAUUUUUGUUGGAAAGUGACGGGAACCAAAGCAUCGCAACAGAGGUAAGCUUCGUCUCAUCUCUCCUCUGUCUUUCUCUGAAAUAAUCAAAAUUAUUCACUCAGAUGUUUUCUUUGUUUUGCUCUUCCAGGAUGGCUUCACCCCUCUGGCUAUCGCUCUCCAGCAGGGCCACAACUCCGUGGUCUCGCUGCUGUUGGAGCAUGACACCAAGGGGAAGGUCCGCCUCCCGGCACUGCACAUCGCAGCCCGCAAAGAUGACACAAAGUCAGCCGCACUGCUGCUCCAGAAUGACCACAACGCUGACAUCCAGUCUAAGGUGAGUGAGGGCAGGGACGGAGGAGUGGACGGAGGGUAGAAGAGUGGAUUGUGGAGCUAAAGAUAGAUGGAGAAUAGGAUGUUUGAUCAUUCAUCUGCCUGAAUGAUUGUUUUCAGGGUGACAGUUUUAUUCGCUUUAUUGAUUAUUUGCAUGUUCAUUGAGGACUGUAUUGUUACUAACAGACUGUUUCCCGUAGGAUGCUCUUUUGUCUUUGUAUUAGUCUAUUUGUAUUUUCUUGUAAACUCUCCCUGUGUUUGGUGUGUCUGUUGUGAUUGGCUCUUCCCUUAACAACCCGACAUCCUGUCCCCCUUUUCUCUCUUAAUGCGUCCUGACCAGAUGAUGGUCAAUAGAACCACAGAGGUAUAAAGACUUCACACUUUUUCAUAUAGUGCCUUUUGUCUCUUCUCACCAUCUCUUUUAGCUCUUUAUCUUUUUAAAACAUGGACUCGAACGGUCCUGCAUGUCAGAAACAUGUAUCACUUUUGUGAAAGCAUGCAGCUGUCUACGCUGCUCCACACACUCCUGCAUGGCUGACUUUAAAAGACAUUAUGAUCUCAGAGAAUGGGACUUUAUUGCAUUUUAAAAACAGAUAUUUUGUUGUGCAUUUAUGUUUUUAAUUGAUCAAACUUCAUAGAUUUAUAGAUUUAUGACUGAAACACUGAUUCUUGUCAAAUUUCACCUGUUCAUGUAUUGUUCUUUUUCUCAGAAUAACUUCAGCAUGUGUUCUUCUUAGCAUGUUAAUAUUGUUUUUUCUCUAUGAGACAUAUUGUUGAAAUUUAAGUUAACUCUGUUUCUUAAUUAAAUUGCACCAUGUCUAUCAGAAUGGGAAGGUAAGGAGAGAACCCCCUACAAAUGUGUACUGUAGAUAUUUUUGUAGUGUAUACUAUUUAAGUGUCCAUUUGUCUGUCCAAGCUGAUUCACAUUCAGUAGUGCAUAGUUGCUUUGUGUAUUACACUUUUGUUUGUUUUAGCCUUUAUGUUUCUUUGCCUUCAUUUGUUUCUUGGUAUGAAGCCGCCUCCACAGAAUUACAGGGUUUUUGCAUGCACUGCAUGUGCUAUUUUGGGGUAUGGUCCUUUCUUUCUUUUUAUUGCUUCUUCUCACAAUGAAAUAUAUUUAUUUUCCAGCAUGCAGAUUCGUUGUUAUAGAUGCUUCAGUAGAGCCAGUCGUCUGAUCGUAAUCAGAAAAAGCACAGUCUUUCUUUCUUUCUUUUUCUUUUUCUUUUCUUUCUUUCUUUUUUUCCUUUUUUCUUUCUUUUUCUUUCUUUCUUUCUUUCUUUCUUUUUCUUUUCUUUCUGUCUUUUUCCUUUUUUCUUUCUUUCUUUCUUUCUUUCUUUCUUUUUAAUUCUUUUUUUCUUCCUUUCUUUUUUUCAUUCUCACUCUAAAGUUUCCUUUUCCUAUGCUCACCCUGUCACUCUUUUUUAUGUCUCUAUUUACCUGUGAUUUAUGUUUUUUUAAAGUUUUCUCCUCCUCUAUCUUUUAUUUUCUCUACCUGUUAUUCUCUCUUCUCCUUCACCUUUUUUCUCUUUCUGUCUUGCCUCUUUUUCUUUCCUCCUUUAUUCCUGUCUGUCUUUUUUUUCUAAAUUACAAAAGUUCUUUCCUUUCACCUGCUGUUUUGACUUUUUUUCCAUCCUUUUUAUGGCCUUCCUGUCAUUUCCCUGUAACUUUCCUUCCUUACUCUCUUCUACCCUUGUCUCAAACAGAGCGGGUUCACCCCUCUGCACAUCGCAGCUCAUUAUGGUAACGUGAAUGUCUCCACCCUGUUGCUGAACAGAGGAGCUGCUGUGGACUUCACAGCCAGGGUACUGCCCCAUUUACCCUUAAAGUCAAGAUGCCUUUUGUACAGAAUCUAAGAAAAUCUGCUGUGUUAUAUCUAGAGGCUUGCAGAAGAAGUUUGUCUCGCUUUUACCACGACAACUUUUGAUUCCAAGUCUUUACAAACUGCGUCUUCCCUUAGCCUGUCAAAGUCAAAUUUUGUCAGGAGUGUUUUUAGCUGCAUUAUUUUCUUGGAUCUGUCUCAUAAAGAUAGUUUUUAAUUUGGGGGAUCUGAAAAAUAUCAGUUCCUUGCCACAACCAUGAAUCCUAAAAUGUUCAAAUCAAAACUUUUGGGGUGGAGUUGACUUUGUUUUCUCACUCAUCUUGUCAGAACGGGAUCACGCCUCUCCAUGUGGCCUCAAAGAGAGGCAACACCAACAUGGUGGCUCUGCUGUUGGACCGAGGAGGUCAGAUUGAUGCUAAAACCAGGGUGAGGCAGCCAUUUUUAUUUAAUGUACUAUAACUUACAGUUAUCUCCAAGUUACUUCUCAAAAGUGUUCUCAAUCAACCUGUAAACCUCAUCUCAUUUGUCACACAGAAACUGAAGUAAAGUUCACUCUUUUGACAUAUUUAUAUACUUAUUUCUUUUAAUGUUUGUGUGUGUGUGGUUGUCCCGCAGGAUGGACUGACCCCUCUGCACUGUGCAGCCAGGAGUGGGCACGACCCAGCAGUGGAAAUUCUGCUGGAGAGAGGAGCCCCCAUCUUAGCAAGAACUAAGGUAGUGUAUGGCUGAGUCAUGGCUGGAUAAGCGCACAUCUACAUUUUUUUAUUUCUCAUUUUUGUACCAUUGAUAAAUCUCAGACAUCCUGCAGUGUCUCCCUGAGAAAGCUCAUCAUUGUUCUUCUCAUCUUCGAUAUCUUUUAUCGAUAUCUUUUAACGGUUGUUUUCUAUUUUUCGCCCUCACACAGAAUGGACUGUCCCCGCUGCACAUGUCAGCCCAGGGUGACCACAUAGAGUGUGUAAAACUGCUGCUGCAGCACAAGGCGCCUGUUGAUGACGUCACGCUGGACUAUCUCACGGCGCUGCAUGUUGCAGCUCACUGCGGCCACUACAGAGUCACCAAGCUUUUGCUGGACAAGAAGGCCAAUCCAAAUGCAAGAGCACUGGUAGGGAUUAACGGGAAAUAACAACUGCACAAGCACAAAAAAGGCACUUAUACUAGGGUGACCAUAUGUCCUCUUAUACCCAGACAUGUCCUCUUUUUGGGGGCUGUCCGGCCUUGUCCAGGGGAGUUUAUAAAAUCUUUAAAAUGUACAGGGUUUUGUAUGGAAGUUUUGAGUUUGCGUCGCAUGGACAUGUAAUUAACUACGUGCGACUCCGCCCCUGCGUAGUUGUGUCCUCUUUUUGGGGAUUUAGUAUAUGGUCACCCUAAUUCAUAUGGACCUACAAAUAUACAGACAUGAGGGUAUAUAAAGAGACAGAAAAAGUGGACAGAAGUUCUGAUUCCUGUUUUGCCCUCUCUACCAGAAUGGGUUCACUCCUUUGCACAUUGCCUGUAAGAAGAACAGGGUGAAAGUGAUGGAGCUCUUGGUCAAAUAUGGAGCCUCUAUCCAGGCCAUAACAGAGGUGAGAGUCUUAGUUUGGAUUUCAAUUGUGUAAACAAAGUAAAUAUUUCUGCAUUGACCUUUGCAUUUUACGCUCAUCUUCCUGCCUUAUCUUUUCCCAGUCUGGUCUGACACCCAUCCAUGUAUCUGCCUUCAUGGGCCACCUCAACAUUGUUUUACUCCUGCUGCAGAAUGGAGCUUCACCUGACGUCCGCAACAUUGUGAGUACUGCUGACACAUAAUCUCAAGUAUGAAGUAAAGAAUAAGGCAUAAAAAAGACUACUGUUAUGUCAACUUAACUCUCAUUGAUGUUCUGUGUUUGCAUAUCAGCGUGGAGAGACAGCACUCCACAUGGCAGCAAGAGCAGGUCAGAUGGAAGUGGUUCGUUGUUUGCUUAGAAACGGAGCACUGGUGGAUGCUAUGGCGAGGGUGAGUCAGCACUUGGAUCAUCAGUGUUGAUGACUGUUUUCUUCUGUUUAUGAAAAUUAAGAACCAAAUAGUUUACAAAUACACAGAAGUGGACUAUGGUCAGUAAAUUUAGUUGAUCAGUAAAUGUCUGACUCUCUGCCUCGUCUUGUUUUUUAAACGUUUUUUUUCUCCACUCAACUUUUUUGUACAAUCCCUCGACUACAGGAAGACCAGACCCCUCUCCAUAUCUCAUCCCGUCUGGGAAAAACAGAUAUCGUCCAGUUGCUUCUCCAGCACAUGGCUCACCCAGAUGCUGCCACCACAAACGGCUACACUCCGCUCCACAUUUCAGCCAGGGAGGGACAGGUAGAGACAGCCGCGGUGCUGCUGGAGGCAGGAGCGUCACACUCACUGGCCACAAAGGUGUGCAGAAAUAAGAGCAUAAAACAUAUUUUUAGUAACAGAUUUGACUUCAGAUCAAACCAAAGUGUUCAAACAAGUCAAAUAAUGAGAAGAAAGCAGUUUGAAAAGAAAGUUUCCUCUUCUCUACCCUAUACAGAAAGGAUUCACUCCAUUACACGUAGCAGCUAAAUAUGGAAGCCUUGAUGUAGCAAAACUCCUUCUUCAACGUAAAGCUCUCACAGAUGAUGCUGGCAAGGUGAGGCAAAAAUCUGAGAUGUUUAAAUUUAUUAUUUAAAUGUAAAAUACUUGUUCAUAUUUCAUAGUGAAAUGUAUUUGACAAAGCCUCCGAUUUCACUCAUUAUUCUGAAUCCCAAAAGUUACUUGGUAUCUGCAAAAUAGUGAUUAUAAGAGAGAAUUCAACUAUUGUAAAGCCCAAAAUAAAUGACAUGAUGAUGGUGAAUUGUUUAAGAAAUAUUAAUCAUUAAAUGAUUGCUUCAUCUUACAGAACGGUCUGACUCCACUACAUGUGGCAGCUCAUUACGACAACCAAGAAGUCGCUCUGCUGCUGCUGGAUCAAGGGGCGUCACCUCAUGCUACUGCAAAGGUUAGAUUAGAGGACUUCAAAAGCUUAAAUACUUUGGUUAAUGUGUUUGUUGCUUUCUAGUAAAGUAGGUCAUAGCUGAAACUGUUACCUUUGUGCCCUUAAACUUGGUAGUGAUGCUAAGAAGAUAUAUUUUAUCUUCAAGAGCGGAUAUAAAAAAGUAAAAUGUUCUUUCUUUCUAAACAAAAAUACAAAAACCUUUUGUCUGUGAGUUUUUAUUAACAGCAGGAUGAAUUUUACGCCUAUAAAGUUGUUUUCAAAGCGUGUAACGGUUCACCUUCCUCUCUCUCCAGAAUGGCUACACUCCUCUUCACAUUGCAGCCAAAAAGAACCAGACAAACAUCGCAUUAGCGUUGCUGCAGUACGGAGCAGAGACCAACAUUCUUACCAAGCAGGGGGUCAGCCCUCUACACCUGGCAGCCCAGGAAGGACACGCUGAGAUGGCCAGCCUGCUGCUGGGCAAAGGAGCGCAUGUUAACGCAGCCACCAAGGUCACUCAAGAACACUCAAGAACACUGACACAUUUGAGUACUGCUGUCACACACUUUUAUUGAACCAAACAGAAACUGAAUUCUCUUUACAAUGUGUUUAAAAUACUUUAUUUAUUAAUUCCUCAUCUGUCUCUCCAGUUUAAAUUAUGUAUCAGAGACGGAGAUGACUUUGUGCUCUUUAUUUUUCAGAGUGGACUUACUCCUCUACAUCUCACAGCCCAAGAGGACAGGGUCAGUGCAGCAGAAGCACUGACCAAACAUGAUGCCACCUUGGAUCAGCAAACUAAGGUCAGCAAACUACAGACACACUUGCACAAGCACACACAUGUACUGAUAAUUGUGAACAUUCAUACAGUUAGAGGCAAAGCAAAACAAAAUAAAGUCACCGAUCAUGUCAAUUUGCCAAAGUGAAGACCUAGACUGUGGUGGAGCUUUUACGUUUGGUUGUAUUUUGUUGUUGAAUCUGUGUGAAAUAUUUAAAAUGUGUUUGUUGUUCAUCCACUUCCUAAAAACACUGAAAAGAAACUUCUUUCUACUGGAGCAGAAAAGUAACAUGUUUAAAAACCAAACAUUUCUGCCACCUACUGGCUUUUCCAAAGCAUGACAGCGUCUACUCAACGCCGCCUCAUCACCCAAAGAGCUCUGUAUUGAAUCAGUUGUCACACAUAGCGUGAUUAUAAAGACGUGGGACACAUGCAGCAAAGAUAAACUGCUUUCCUGUCGAUAAUUUUCUCAUCCUCUUCACCCUUCAGCUUGGAUACACCCCCUUGAUAGUGGCCUGUCACUAUGGAAAUGCUAAGAUGGUGAAUUUCCUGUUACAGCAGGGUGCCAGCGUCAACGCCAAAACAAAGGUAGAGUUCAAAGUUUAUGUUCACAGCUCGAUUUAAACCACUCAGAUAAGCCUCAGAAUUAACACAGUUAAAAACUUAUCACUUAAGUUUCAUUCAACUCUUUUUUUCUCAGAAUGGAUACACACCUCUUCACCAGGCAGCACAACAAGGCAACACACACAUUAUCAAUGUGUUGCUACAACAUGGUGCCAAGCCAAAUGCCACAACAGUGGUAAGAAAACAAUGCACCACUUUCUUUUCACUUAAUUUGUCAAGAUUUUAAAAGAAAAAGUUUAUGAAAUCAUCGUUGUCACAUGUCUUUCUGAUAGAAUGGGAACACAGCUCUGUCCAUUGCGAGACGUCUUGGUUACAUCUCUGUAGUCGACACGCUGAAGGUGGUCACAGAGGAGGUCAUCACCACCACAACGGUAUGUUUGUGAUGCUUUAAAACUCUUUCUGUAAGCUCUACGUUUUUUUUCCCCAAAUCUCAUGAACUUCUCUCCUUUCUGGUUGUCUCUGCCCCAUGACUGUGAAUUGGGAUCAUAUCAGACGGUCACAGAGAAACACAAGCUCAAUGUUCCUGAGACCAUGACCGAGAUCCUUGAUGUGUCUGAUGAAGAAGGUGAGUCCCCUCCAACGAUAAAGAAAGAGAAACUAAAACAGAAACAACUUACUGUAAUCUGAUUGGUCAUAAACCUCCCAUAUUUGUCAUAAAUAUGCAAUAGCUGUUUCUCUCUUUGUUCUGUAGCCACCAAAAGCUCUUGUUUGUUCAGUUUUGCUAUGUAGUUGCGUAGCUCUGAGUCUUAAAACUGUAUGUUUCGUAGCUUUGAAGCUGGAAGAUGAGCCACUAUCUGACAUGUCUGUGAAGCUGGAAGGUACAACAAAGUGUCUGCCUUGCUCUGCUAGCUUGCAGUCGACUACACAGUAUAUGUGUUCUUGUAACUAAUUAGUGUGGUUUAUUAUAAAUUUACAGUCACAUGAUAAGUUCCCAAGACAAAACCGUGGAUAUUGAGAGUUUUGUCUCUGGGCAUUCAAAUUUCAAUCCCAGGAGUUUCUGCCUCUUGAAGAUCUAUGAAGUUGAAUAAACCCUCCAGUCUAACACCAGAAAGAGCUCUGAUGAUGCAUCUUCAUGCAACAGUGAAAACUAACUGCAUGAAGUGCUUGGGAAUAGAGGCAUUUUUCGGGAAUUCCCGUGGGUCACGUGAUUCCCGCGGGAAUCCCACAGGAUGGGAGUCAUUUUUUAAUUAAUCCUGUGAUCGGGACGGGAACCCGAUGAACAGAUUCUGUUCAUCUGGUUGUUUAACACGGCUGAAAAUGAUCAUCUAUUAAUGUUGUUCCCGCUCCUGCCCGCCCCCGUUGUUUUUGUUUCCCAUCCCGUCCCGAUCACGGAUUAAUUCAAAAAUGACUCCCAUCAAGUGGGAUUCCCGCAGGAAUCAUGUGACCCACGGGAAUUCCCGAAAAAUGUCAUCCUCUACUUGGGAACAGAACUUCCUGACCAGUCGAGCUCAGAGAGACUUUGUUCUUCUGUUUAAUCCCUUGUCCGUCUUGCAUGUCUCCGUUCCUCAGGUGAGGACACUAUGACAGGUGAUGGAGGGGAGUACCUGAGAGCAGAGGACCUCAGAGAGCUGGGAGACGACUCUCUGCCAGGACACUACCUGGACGGCUUCAGCUACAUGAGCCACAAUCUCGACAGGUCGGAAUACAAAACACAUCACGUAUCUGUUACAUCAUACUAUCCAGCUGUUGACUGGACUCCCAUAAAAGAAAAAAACCUUGUUUCCAACAGGCUGCAGCUCACUCCUAUUAACCAAAGUUUUCAUCAGAGAGAAGGAGUUCUUAUUGAAGACAUGCUGACAAGCCACCAGGUGAGACCCAGACAUACAGAAGAACCCAAUCCUAAUCCAGCAGUUACUUAACUGGAGAGUAACUUUUCUGAAUUAAGGAUCUAUUCACAUUUUUUCAUCUUGUCUACAUUAAGCCAAAAUAUUCAAAUGCGUUGAAUUUUGGGGUACAUAGAUAUUGCUGUCCAACACAGUCUGAAAAGGCCUCCUGGGUGUAAACUGUCAAAGACGACCUUGAUUUUUGUGACUUCACCUGCUGUGUUGGUGGUUUGCAGGUAUCAGCACUGGCCCGAGAGCAUGAUAAGGAAUCCUUCCGCCUGAGCUGGGGUGCCGAGCACCUCGAUAACGUGGUGCUGUCCUCCAGUCUGCUGCACUCUGGGUAAAAACACGUACACAGACUCACACACAGUGUUUCCAGGUGUGUAGUCUUUCACAUGCUUUGUUCACUGGGGUGUGUAUGAGUCACUUGUAUCAAUUUUAAUUUUCUCUUUAAUUACUUUUCACGUCACUUCACAUCUUUGUUUCUGCUCUACUUCUUUUAUGGUUGCUGUUGUGUCUAUUUCUGUCUCCGGUCAAGUUUUCCUCACUUUUACUUAUCCUUUAUUCUCUUUUUCUCUUUUUUUUGUUUAUUAUCUUGUUGCCUCUUCGUGCACUCUCUUGUCUCGGUUGUGUUUGUGAUUUCGUAUGUGUGUGUGUGUCUGUGUUGUUGUAUUUUGCUUCUAGCCGUUCCUCUCCGUGCCUAGACCAUGACAACAGCAGGUGAUACACUUUAUUUCUAAUUUUGAUUUCGACUACUCUCCCUGGUUUUCCUCCCUUGCGCUCUUUCUUUUUCUUUCACUUCUGAACGGCUCUCUCAUUGUCAUUCUCUCUGUUUGCAUGAUUAAAGAAUGCAUGGCUUUACAUUUCCAUGGACCAGGUUUUGUUUACUUUACAUGCACUAAAACAGCCUUAUCAUCUCCUUAAAACUGUGAGAAAUACUUGGGAAUGGAAACAAAGCAGGAGGAGAGGCUGCAGAGAAUUGUGAUCUGCUUCUUGUUAUGUCUGAACUGAAUGAAGCUACAAAUGUGACCCCUUCUUAUGCGAAUACCGGUUGUUUUGUUUGCAUGGAAGCUCAAAGUCAAUAUCCUGGAAAAUAUGAUCAUAGCUAUUUUCAAACUAUCUUAGAUACUACUUGUUACAUUCUCUGUUGGACCCUUUUCUUCAGCUUCCUGGUCAGCUUCAUGGUAGAUGCCCGGGGUGGGGCCAUGCGUGGUUGCCGUCAUAAUGGCCUGCGGAUAAUUGUCCCACCAAGAAAGUGCUCUGCACCCACACGGGUGACAUGCCGGCUUGUGAAGAGACACCGUCUGGCCUCUAUGCCACCCAUGGUGGAGGGUGAGGGGCUGGCUGGUCGUAUCAUAGAGGUGGGACCCACUGGAGCCCAGUUCCUGGGGUAAGUGUGCCUGAGUGUGUGUCUGUGUUAAAUGUGUGUGUAUGAGGCUGGAUGUGCAUCUGCUUGUAUGAGUGUGUUUACAAUGUUGUGCAGUGUGUUCAUAUUUUCUUCUUCACUCCUCUUUGCUGCGUAUGGAUCAGUAAGCUCCACCUUCCCACAGCUCCGCCCCCUCUAAAUGAGGGUGAGAGCCUGGUCAGUCGCAUCCUGCAGCUGGGUCCUCCAGGAACCAAGUUCCUCGGGUAGGACUAGGAUGGGGGAGACCUAAAAGGGCCCCAUACUCACCCAUUUUUUUCCACUGUGUCCACCUGAAACUUUUUUCAGUUUCCAUGGUAUCACUUCAGUGAAGUAACUUUAUCUUUUGGUUUGAUUCUUUGUUCUGUUGUUGUUUAUUGGUUCUGGUUCAUUGGUUCAAGGUGUAGUCUGAAACCCCUUGACUUGUUGCCCUAUGUUGUUGCGUUAUUCCCAUGAUCUCCUCAUUUCAGUAGUAGCAAAUCCCAGAAUUGUGCUUUUGUUAUAAAACUGUUAUAUAAUUUAUAGAUACCUUUCAUGGUUUUAUUUUUAUGCUUGAAAUUUCCUUUUUUUUUACUUAGCAUGAAAGGCACCUGUUAUCAAAGCAAACAUGACCUUAACUUUGAUAAAGCCAGUUCUAAUAAACCCAAGUCAUGAAACGGCAUUAUUGUAAAACUUGUGCUUGAUUUCACCUUGUCUCUCCUUCAGGCCUGUGAUUGUGGAGAUCCCCCAUUUUGCGGCUUUACGCGGCACAGAAAGAGAGCUGGUGAUCCUGAGGAGUGAAACAGGGGAGAACUGGAGGGAACACCACUGUGACUUCACAGAGGAGGAGCUUAACCAGAUACUGAAUGGCAUGGAUGAAAGUAAGGGGCUGGAUUUUGAUGCUUAACCUGGUCUACGUCUCAUUUCACAGCCAUAACAGGGUCAUACUGAGCAGGAAAACAGACUCAAAACUAGAGUGGAAAGAGGCAGAGGCAUGAAGCUUCUCUGCUGGGAUAGCGAUGGGUAGCAGCUAGUAGAGUUCAUUAUCAUUUUAAUCCAUUCUUAAACUAAGCUGUGUAUGUUUUAUCUUGACAGAACUUGAUUCUCCUGAGGAGCUUGAAAAGAAGAGAAUAUGCCGCAUCAUCACGCGAGACUUCCCACAGUAUUUUGCAGUUGUGUCGCGGAUAAAACAAGACAGUCAUCUGAUCGGACCGGAGGGUGGGGUCCUUAGUAGCACUCUAGUACCCCAGGUCCAGGCGGUCUUCCCUGAAGGUGCCCUCACUAAGAAGAUUAGGGUUGGGCUACAGGUACACAAAAGUGCACUUUGUUGCAACAUGCAAAUCGGUGCAAUGUUGAAAAGAUAAUUCAAUCAUGUGAGUUAUGAUGUUGCGUUUUGUUCCUUGUCCUAGGCUCAGCCCAUCGACAUUGAGGUGGUGCGAAAGAUUCUUGGUAACAAAGCCACAUUUAGUGCGAUUGUCACGCUGGAGCCUCGAAGGAGGAAGUUCCACAAACCAAUCACCAUGACAAUCCCCAUUCCUAAGAGCUCCAAUAGUGAUGGGCAAGGUAGUGAGCUCAGUGGGGAGACUCCCACCCUACGUUUGCUAUGCAGUAUUACUGGUAAGAUGAUAAAAAUCCUCCAAUCAUUAAAAAAAAAGUCUACAUAUCAGAGCUACUUAUUUUCCAUCAUCACCUUUUUGUGAUAAUGUUAUUCAAAUUCACAACCUCUUUAAUCUCAAAUAAGAUAUAGUAGCUGUGUUCAGAGAUGUGCCUCUUUCCAAAUACAACAAAAUUACUGACAACUCCAAAAAUAUAUUGAUACACAUUUCAGGUGGAACAACUCCUGCUCAGUGGGAGGACAUCACAGGUUCCACACCACUCACCUUUGUAAACCAGUGUGUUUCCUUCACCACAAAUGUGUCAGCGAGGUAAACCCUUUCAAGAUAUGAGGUCAAGUGUCCUCCACAUUGAUUCUUAACAAUUCCAUCUACUCUUGUUCCUAAUUUCUUAAAUUGUUUACAUUUUAUAUUCUGUGCAACUAUGUGGCAUUAUUUUCAGUACCUGACUAUAGUUUCAUUUGUAUUCCAGGUUCUGGUUGAUAGACUGCAGGCAGAUCCAAGAGUCCGUUGGUUUUGCUUCUCAGCUGUACCGGGAGAUCAUCUGUGUCCCUUACAUGGCAAAGUUUGUAAUAUUUGCCAAGACACUUGAUCCCAUUGAGGCCCGUCUGCGCUGUUUCUGCAUGACAGAUGACAAGAUGGACAAAACCCUGGAGCAGCAAGAGAACUUCACUGAAGUUGCUCGUAGCAGAGAUGUUGAGGUGAAGUGUGAUAAUGAACUCUGAGGAGGGUAAUUGUCAACUUAAAAGGACUGGAAAGUCUGAUUAGUCUAUUGCCAAAUUAUGAAGGUAUGAAGAAAAUAAUGAGUGUCGUAGAAAGUAAGAGUGUAAAUUUAGAAUGAGUUUGUUAAACUAGGUAAAGCGGGUUUCUUAAGGGGCACUUUGGGAGGAAAGCUAAAUGCUGACACAGCCUCUGAGCCUGUUCUUACUUCCUGAAAAAUUCUGACAAAGCUUCUUUCCAGUACUUCAGGUCAGUUUGCAUAAUGAAAAUAACAACCCUCAAUUCUCUUUUCAAACACAGGUGCUGGAGGGAAAACCUAUAUUUGCUGACUGCUUUGGAAACCUGGUGCCUCUUACUAAAAGUGGACAGCACCAUGUGUUCAGCUUCUUUGCCUUCAAAGAGAACAGGCUGGCCCUUUUCAUCAAAGUACGACCACACAUUGGAUUAAACCAUCCGAAAUGUCAACUUUUUACCCAUUAAAAACAACACAAAUAUGUUGAUUAUGGACUACAUUUUUGUUUAUUAACUUGACAGAUAAGAGACACGGCACAGGAUCCUUGUGGUCGCUUGUCCUUUACCAAGGAACCACGCACAUACCGUAGUCUUACCCACAAUGCCAUCUGCAAUCUUAACAUCACUCUUCCAACUUACUCCAAGGUAAAUUUGAUAUGUUAGUUUGGAAUUGCAGAAAGCGGAUUACUCAUAACUGGAGUUAAUACAAUGUUUGCUGACUCUGUGUUUUGUUUUGUUUCCUAAAGGAGUCUGAUUCAGACCAAGAUGCAGAUGAUGAGGUAAACUGAGAUGAUGAAGUACAAAAUCAAAUGAUUUAUGAAAAAUCUUCUAUAAUGAGUUUAGUAUUUCAAACUAACUUUUAAAAUUUUAUUCUUUUGUUUUUUUGCAGAGUGAGAAGAGCGACAAGAAAUGUAAGCAAAAGUCUGUUUUGCAGUAUUUGUUUUUUUAAAUUAUUCAAAGUUGUAGAAUUUAAGAUAAUUUGCACACAUCUUCAAUGAACAGUGAAUAUAAAAUAUCUAUCUAUCUAUCUUUCUAUCUAUCUAUCUAUCUAUCUAUCUAUCUAUCUAUCUAUCUAUCUAUCUAUCUAUCUAUCUAUCUAUCUAUCUAUCACAUUCUUUCACAUAGACAUAUUAACACUUGCUUUCAUGAAGGAUUGAUUGUGUUAUGAAUAUUUACAGUAUAUCUCAGACUCAAUUGCAUCACUUGAUUGAAAACAAAGUAUCACUGAUCAUUGCAACUACAAAAAAAUGUAGGUAAAAACUUUAAAGAUCUGUAGGAACCGAGCUAUAGACUGUUUAAUGUGUCUCUGUUUGUUUUGAUUGACCCUGCGCUCUUACUUUGCUCUACUAACACUUAGACUGGUUAUAUAUUUAUUACUGGCAGCUAUGCUAUGGCUGAUGUACUCUCCAUUUCCAUCACACUAAACAUUAACAUUUCCAUGAUUUCUUGAAAGCUACUGGGGCUUUUAUAUAACUCAUAAUGUACUCAGAACUGCUUUGAUUUUCAAGAUAUUUGAGUAAGAAUUCCAAUUUACCUUGAAAAUAAUAGUAAUUUUAGACCGUUUUUAAUCAAAGUAGUUAAUAUUUCUUUCAAUCACAUUUAUUUAACAACUUUACCAUGUGCAUGCUGAAUUUUUUAUUUUUCUGUGUGUUCUAAUGAGCAAAUAACAUCAUGUUUUCUUGUCUUUGCAAAGAUAAAAGUAUUAUCUAUACUGACUUCAUAGCUUUUAUCAAGCUUUGUUAUUUUGAGUGCACCUUUCUUUUUCCACUUAUGAGUUUGUCAUUUAUUGAUUCAUUCAUACAUUAAGUGACAUUGUUUAUCAAGACCCUAUUCACAUUUCUGCCCUGCUCACUAUUAUUUUUUUUAUCCAAUUUAUUCACCUUUGUCAGUCAGUGGCACAAUAUAACUAUCAGUAGUACAAGUAUAAAACAAUGUAGUCAAAUUUAAAAGGAGGAUAUAUCACAGAGCAUGGUGUCACUUCACAAAGUGAAUGGCAGAAUGGGUUGCAUUUUCAAAAAAAAAUUAAGGGUGAAACAUAAUUUACUCUUUUUUAUCCUCUGUAACCCAGUAGGAUGGGUGAUGUCUGCAUCUGCAGAGAUCCCACCACCCGUCUGUACUGCACUUCAGCACGGUGCUCUGGACUUUCAUUGGCAUUAACCAUUGGUCAGUUGGGUGUAACUCCCAGACAAUAAAAGCACACAGGGUCAAGGUGGAGUUGUUUAUAAUAAAGCAACCAGUACAAAAUUAAAAAAAAAAAGAAGCUGUAGUGUUGUUUAGAAAAUGUAGAAACAUAACCAUAUAUUCUUUAAAUAAAUUACUUUAUACAACUAUUUCAAGAAAGCCCAGUUUUUAGACCAAACUUUUGAUUUGUGGGCUGACAUGAGUUUUUAUGUCAGCAACAAUCUUGAGAAAUUUUGUUCAUCUGUCCCUGCCUGUCCCUUUGUUUCAUAUGUAGGUUUCCCUGUCUCUGUUGGUUCUUUCUGUAUGUUUUCUGUAAAAAAUUUGAAUAGGCUGCUCAAAUUAACAUUAUGCUGGAUCAUAUUCUACCUUAUUUUUUCUUCCUCCUGGCUUUGCUUACGCUGUUGCUUUUCAACUUUUCACCAAACUUUUUUGGACUUCUUUUUCAUCUUCUUUUUGGCCUUCCUUUCAAGACACUUGUCCUCUGCUUUAUCGUUCUUCUCAUUAUUCUGUAAACUGAAGAUGGAUUUCUGAUGACAUUGUCACAAUUUUGACCACAGUUUUCCGAUGUCUCUCUUUCCCACUUAAUUUGUCCCUUAUCUCUUUUUUACCCUUUUUGGUUAUUGAACAUUUUUCAUUGAAGAUGAUGAAUCUGAGUCAACUGAGACAUUCUCCCUGAGAACUAACCAACCUCUUGACCCUGCAACUCUUGCAAGCCCUGACCUGCUCUCUGACAUGUCAGAUGUUAGAGUCUCUGCUACUUUGACUUAUGAGCAAAUGGAGCACUUAAUGCAUAAAGAGAGAGCUGGGGCAAUGGGGUUAGAGGAGAGAGAGACCUUUGCCAUUUUGGAUCAAUUCAACAGACAGGAAAAGACUCAAAGGGAUGACAUCGGUGAAACCAGACACAAAGUACAAAGUGACACCAAAAUGGAGAAAUGGGGUUCAUUCUCUGAGACUAAAUCCAUCGAAAUGGAGUAUACACCUGUUGAUGAACCUGUCGUCAUGGCAAUUUGCAUUGAGGGAAAGAGUACGAAAAGAUCUGCAACAGAUGUUAAAGAUAUGACGGGCAUGGUGUCACAUCUUAGCAUGGAUAUGGAUCACUAUUUGGAAGAAAUACCUGUAGUAAGGCAUGCUUCUGAGGAGGAUCUUGUGCAAGAUACAUUUGAUCAGGUUGUUGUAAAGCGUGAUGGAAAACGACGGCCCCCGGAUAUCAAAAAACCAAUCCGAAAAAAACUUAGAGACAGAGAGCGCUCUGGAUGUAGCAGCUCAGAGGGCGAGCUAGAAAGAGUGAGCUCUGAGGAGUCUUUAGACGGCGAUGUUAUUCUUCUGGAGAGUGCUCUUGUCCCCAAAGCAACUUUGGAUCCUCCUGUCUCUCCCCUAGUAGUUGAGACGCCCAUAGGAUCUAUAAAGGACAAGGUUAAAGCUUUACAGGAUAAAGUUGAAGAGGAGAAGACAAAGAAAAGUUAUCAGGAACAAAUUCCUUUGGCAAAGUCAGCCAUUACCAUGAGAACGACUGAGAGAGAAAUGCCUGAACUUCCCAGAGUUCCCAAAUCGCCCAAAUCCCCAAGAUCUCAGACAGAAAGAUUAGAGGAGACAAUGUCUGUUAGGGAUUUGAUGAAAGCAUUUCAGACCGGAGAGGACCCAUCAAAAAACAAAGCUGGGCUUUUUGAGCACAAAGCAGUUACUCCCUCUUGUGUUUCAACACUGGUUUCUGAAUCAGAAGAUUCUGGUGAGAUAAAAGAGACAGAAGAAAUGGCUACAUCCAUGUCAAAAUCACCUACUAACCAAACUCAUGGCCUCAUAACUUUACAUCAGCAAAGUAAUAUCAACAUCUCUGUCAAAACAGAUUUUGAGGACCAGCCAUCAGAGACAAUCAAAGGCAACUCUGAGGAAUCAUUCAUUGCUUUAGAUAGUGAUGAUGUUGAAAAGACAGUCAAAUUUGCUGAUACAGUCAUAUAUGAUGAUGGGAGUGCACAAAAAACAGAGCAGAAAUCGCCAGACGAAGAGGUGACAUCUGUUAAGGAGCUGUUGAAAGCAUUCCAGACCAGUGGAGAGCCUUUGAAAAGCAAAACUGAAACCUCUUGCACAUCAACACUUAUUCACAGCUCAAGAGAGCAAGGAGAGCUGCAAAUGACUGAACAGAGUUCAAGGCAGGAGAUGAAAUCACAAACCCAAACUGACCCUAACCAAAUCAGUGACAUCAUGAAUUUUGACAAAACACCCUUGGAGGAAAGACCAGUAAGCUUGAUCAAAGAUAACUCUGAGGAAUUACUAUUAAUUUCAGAUAUUGCUAAUUCUGGAAAGAAAGUGACAUUUGCAGACACAAUUCAGUGUCAUGAAGGCAGUGUUUCCCCACAUGACGAUACACCAGAGCUAUCGGACAAGGAGACAAUGUCUGUGAAGGAACUGAUGAAAACAUUCCAGGCUGGACAGGAUCCCUCAAUAAGUAAAGUGGGGCUUUUUGAGCACAAAGGGUUGGAUUCUUGUGUGUCUGAAUCGGGUGAUUCCCAGGAGGUGAAAAGGACAAAACAAAAUAAUCUGAAUAUGCAAGAAACACAGUCAGAAAAUGACACUUGGGAUAAUUGUGAAGAAUCACAAUCAGUUUCUGAGGGUGUCUUUGUCAAAGAAACACAAAAGAUUUCUGACACAAUUCAAUGUAAGGUUGGAAGCAUUGAACCAUCUAUGGAGAACCCAGAGUUGUCACAAAAAGAGGGAACGUCUGUCAAAGAAUUAAUGAAAGCAUUCCAGGAUGAACAGCGCUCAAAUAAAGGUGGGCUAUUUGACAAAUUUGCCGCUUUUAGCAUUGCAGCAGUCGCCUCUGAACCUUCAGAUCUUGGUGAGUUACAGAGGAUAGAAUCGAGUCUUUCACAGGAGCCAAAUUCACAAACUCAAACGCAGAAUUUCACAAUUUCCCAUCGACAGGAUGAUGUAAACAUCUAUCACACUACAGUGCCAAAGGAUAGACCAGUAAACAUAAUCGGAGAUGACACUGAGGGAUCACUCAACAUUUCAGAUAGUGUAAAUAUUGAGAGAACUGUAAAACCAAUGGAGACAAUUCAAUGUGAUGAUGAAGGUGCAUGGAAAAAUAAGCCUACCUUGUCUGAAAAGGAGACCAUGUCAGUGAAGGAGCUGAUGAAAGCUUUCCAGACUGGAAAGGAAAGUGAAGCUGGACUGUUUGAACACAAAGCCAUUGAUUCCUCUUGCAGAACAACACUGAUAUCUGGAUCCCAGGACCCUGAAGAAAAACAGGUAGAUGAGUACAGUCCCCUGCAACCAGAAACUGAAAUACAGAAUCUGUCAAAUCUUCAUCCACAAAUUGGUGUCAACAUGUUUGGAUCAUCGGACUUGUGUUUUCAGACAGUAAGCUUAAACACAGAUGACAUAAGUAAACCACAGCUUUUCUCAGAGCCUUCCGAUUCAUGUGAGACAGAAAUAAGAGUAGGAAUAGAUCAUGUUGAUGAUGAUGGAAUGGUCAGCCCUCAAACAGAAAAGCCAGAUUUGACAGGGGAGUGCCUACGUGUGAUGCAUUUGGAACACCCAGUUGUAAGCACAGGUAAGAGGAUGUCAGAGGAUAUACAGAUCAGUCCUGACAGGAGACCCUCUGAGGAUUUCAGUGCUGACAUAAAAGCUGAACUGGAAGAAAGUCCUGAGUACCAACUCUUUAAGCAGACUUCAGAAGCUACUGAUGUUAGCUUUGAGCUAAAGGGACUGGAGGGGGAAAACAUGGGUGAUGAUGCUGAUAUAAAUCCAAUAUCCAUCUCUAGUUUCUGCAAGAGAAAUUCCUUUGAAGAACACGUUUCCCAGUUUGAGAAUCAAGCUAAAUACGAUGAUCUAAGUCCUGAAAGUCCCAGACAUGAAGGCAUGGCUGAAUCAAACAUAAGUCUUGGCUUUGGGACCUAUCAUUCUAGCUCAGAGGAGUGUGAGUACUUUGAAGGACUUCCAAUGAAUGAACAGAUGACACAACUACAAAAGGAGACAUGCCAUGAGGAAAGCAUGGAAAAUACAAUGAUCAAUACCGGAAGCAAAAUGCUCUCUACAAAAAUUUCCACUGAAUUAACACAGGACAAAGUAAAAGAGCCACAGUUACAAGAAGUUUACACUAAGGAGAGAACAGCCAGCCAGCCCUCCAAUGUAAAAGAUAUGUCAGGAAUGUUGUCUUUACUGAGCAGUGACUUGGAUGGUUAUCUACAAACCAGGCCUCUGAAAAGUCCGAUUCCAGAAGGAGCAAUUGUCCAGGAGAGUUUUACACAAAUUAUCAUAACCAAGAAUCCAGACGAAGACAUUCACACUUCUGUCAGUAAAGACGCGCAUGUGGAUGGCACACCAAAAGAAAAUGAUCACAAAAUGGUGAAAGAACAUUUAAGCACUGAAGAGGCAGCGAGUGAACCUCCAAUGAAAGAAGAGUGGGUAAAGAAAAAGGCUUCUUGUCAGUCAUCUACAAAAGUAAAAGACAUGUCAGGCAUGGAAUCAUUGCUUAACAGUGACUUGGAAGAAUACCUUAAGGACAUGCCCACAAGAAGCAAGCCUUCAGAAGAGGAUGUUAUCCAGGAAAAGUUUAAAGAAGUGACCCUUUCCAAGAUCAGAAAAGCCUCAAGUGAGGGGCAAACAAUUACUGAAUGGGAGAAAACAAUCACAGAAGUAAGACCUCAGAUAGAGGAUGAGAGAGGUGAAGAGACACACAGUCAGCUUGAUGUGGUCGGACCUGGAGAACUCUCCACAAGUUCUGUAUUGGAAAUGCCUUUCCAAGAAGUUUUGAUAAAGAAGAAACACUUCCAACCAUCCCCUGCUGAGAAGGAUAUGUCAGGAAUGUUGUCACUCUUGAGCUGUGACUUAGAUCAACACAUCAAGGAAAAGGAUAAGAUAAGUUUGGUGGCAAACCAAGACAUGCAGACAAACACAGUUGAAGUCACAGACUUGCCAACAAGUCCUGACCAAGAGACACCUUUCAUAGAAGUUUGCAUUGAAAGAAAGACUCAGAAAUGUCAGCCUACAACUGAGAGGAAUAUGACAGGCAUGUUGACACUACUCAGUAGUGACCUAGAUCAGUACCUCAAAGAAAAGCCAGAUGUGACACCAGUUUACCCAGAGGAUAUGGUAGUUCAUGAGGACAAUCAUGAAGUAAUUGUUUCAGAAAACACUACAAAAGAGGCUCUCACCAUCUCCUCAGAACACCAGAUGUUUUCACCACAGGCAACACACUUGGAAACUGUAAAUACAACAAAAAGGAGAAAUUUGGAAAGUGAAGAGCAGAAUUGUUUCCAUGAAGAUGGCGCUCAAAAAAGUUACUCAAUUGAUCCAUCAAUGAUUCCACAGCGUCCACUUGAUUUCAAUAACCUGGUUUUGGCUGACCCAGCUGAAGAGCCAUGUCAACAAGACUCACUAGAGUCAAGCCCUGUCGUGGAGGAUAGAUCAUCUAGGCCAUCCCCUGACUCAAUUGAGCCAAGCCCUACCAGAGAUUCCCCUUGCCCAGACUCUCUUGAGGGAAGUCCCACUCAGACAAAGGAAACAGUGCUUAAUAUGCCAUCCAAGCCAGCUGUGUAUGAGGAUUACGCCUCCCAGCUGGAAGCCUGUUUUGUGUACGACAAAGAUAUUUAUGGAGAUGACAGUGAGGAUGAUGAGCAAGAGAACAUUAAUGAGGCCAUAAAAGUGGAAAGUGCUACCAAAGAGGAAAAAUAUUCCCCCUCAGCAGAGUUAGAUCCUGAAAAACGUGGUAGUGAAAAUCUUCAAAUAUUCAUACGAAAAGACUCUCUAGACACAGAUGAUGCUGAGGUUGAUAACAAUGAUAAACAAUUUACCCCGGAAGAGGAGAUGUUUAAAAUGGCUUCAAAGAUCAAAACGUUUGAGGAGAUGGAACAGGAGGCUAGACAAAGGAGAGACAUAUUUUUAGAUGCUGCUGAGCUGUCAGAAGCAGGUGAUUACAAAGAUGCUGAGCUAGUUUUAAAAUCUGAUCCAGAUGCACUGAAUUUACCAAAAGACACACCACAGGACACAUCUCAAAAAUGUGUAACAGGAAGUUCUUCUACCCUCAAUGAGACAUCUGGUAUUACUUUGAGCAGUGAGGAAAAGGAAGAAGUUGAGUUUCAAAUAGAAACUAGUCAGUCAGGUGAGAAUUCAUUGGAUGAAGUUGAGCCAGCACUGACAGAUGUUGUAGGUUUUGAAAGCAAACAUCAGACUUCAGUAUUAACAGAAAAAACAGACUAUAUAGUAUCAGGGUAUGAAGAUGCUUGUAUUGGGGAUGAGCAACAGCUGAAUUGUCUAGCAGAAGACAAAAUAAAUCCUGUUAAACCACUGAGCAGAACCCCAGGUAGUGAGGGAACUUCAGAUCCAUUUCAGUUUCAGGAGGGGAAACUGUUUGAAAUGACCAGAGGAGGCGCUAUUGAUAUGACAAUGAGAAGCUUUGAUGAAGGAGUAGAUUAUGCUUUUUUUCACAUAGGGGAACACUCAGUUGAUGAAGCAGUGUCUUCAACUAAUGAGAACAGUAAUCUGAUGACAGAUACAACUUAUGAAGAGAUCCCUCAAUCAUCUGAGACUCCCACUCCAAAACCCCGAACUCUUGUCAAACCUUCAGAUGAAAAGUCAGAUAGCGUAAAGCCACUUUCAAAAGCUGAUCUUGGAAGCCCCACUGAGGUUCAGCUUGGUUCCCCCAGUCCUUUUGAAGGCUCAACUACAAUUAAAAGUGAGGUUGGAGGUCUUGAAAGCCUUGGUUUAGACUAUUUAGACUCAACUAUUGCUGACCUUCAAUCUGACAAAUCCACAGUUGCAUAUUCAGGGUAUUCAGAGCCAAGCCAUGAUUCUUCAGACUCCUCUCCUGAUGACGAUGAGGAUGAAGAAGAUGAAGACCAAUGUUCAGUCAUAGAGAUGUCCUCUUCACCUAGAAAUACUGGGAUUCAAGAACACCAUCAGGAUUUAAACCCAUCUUUGACAAGCAAACCAGAUGUCACAAGUAAGGAGGGGAUUAUCUUGAAUUCACAGAUUUCAGAAUUUGACCAGGUUCAAAGAACAGCAAAAAAAAGCUCAACUUUAAACCGCCGGACUAGAUCUGAGGCCUACAGUAACACAAGUAAAGUCUCACAUAAAGUCAACAGGAGUCACUCUGAAAAUGGCCAGUCCACUCAUAGCUACUCUAUUUCGACUACCAAACUUGCUGUCAUGACACAACUCUCACCUUCAGCACAGGAGACCUCCUGCUCCUCACCUCAAAGUCAAGAAAUCCAACUUUCUGAGACCACAGAAACAACUGUUAGGCCUUCAUCGGACAUUGAUGAAAUGAGCAGCAGUAGUCACAAGAGUCCAGAUUCUGUUAUCUUUACAUAUGAUAUCCCAGCCUCAUGCGGUUCAGAUUCUGAUGGCAAGCCAGUACCUCGUGCCCAGCUGUCAUCUGGGACAGAGGAUGUUUUUGAAUAUAGGCAUACCUGGGAUGACACAGUGGAAACCCAGAUGCAGAAAAUCAUCGAUGAUCAAACUCCACAGUGUUCGUCAGGUAUGGCCAGAAUUACAUGGGCUUUUAUUUUCCCAUCCUCUCCCUCCUGGCCGCAAGACCCUUCCUCCCCCUCCAAGAGAAUAAUGUUGCCAUUAGUUAUUUUUUGUGUACAUGUGUGCGUGUGUGUGUAUGUUUGUGUAUGUGGGUUUGUUGUGGUGUUUUGCAUGUUGUCAAGUUUCUUUUUCAUCUGUGUUUGUGUAAUUGCUAUCUCAAGAUUGAAUGGCCAUGGCAGGUACAAAAGUAGGAGCUUAAUUGUUAUUAUUUUAAAUUUGUUUUUUAUUGAUUAUGAUGCUUGUACUACUAAUAUAGUUUUACUAAUCUUUGCAUGCACAUUGCUUAAUCAAAAACUGAUGGCUUGAAAACACAAAGUGCUAAGUGUUACCAAACUGUCCUUGUUAUUGAUAAACUGUCAUUUUUUAAUCCAUCUCAACAUCACAUUUGUAAUUAUUUAGAGUAUAACAGCCCAUAACAUAGAGACCACAGGAAAUAUUUGCAUCUACAUUAAUCUCUACCACAGACAUUACUGUUUCCUUUAGCACAAAAAGGUUAUUCUCUAAGAAACAGAAUAAAACUUGAUACCUUGAACUUUAAACCAUGAUAUUAGGGUUUAAUCUUUGGCUCUGGUGGCAUUUUUUAGUGGAUUGGCAGGAUGAUGCUGACAGAAAAGAGGAAACAUUAGCUAUCGUUGCAGAUCUGCUUGGAUUUAGCUGGACAGGUAAGCUGUAAUAUUAUGCAAGUGUCUUUUUUAAUGAAGUACAAAUAUGUUGUUCUGUUUUAACUAUAAUUGAAAUAGUUUUACGCCAAACACAUUUGCAAGAGAUGAAACUGUGUGUAGUUAAGUAUCCAUGCUCUGGGUGCAAAAUAUACACAAAUUUCAGUUUAAGAUCUUUUUACAUUUUCAUGCCUUGAUUAUUUAUCCAUCACCCUAGAACUGGCAAAAGAGCUGGAAUUCAAUGAGAAUGAAAUCCAACUGGUAAGAACGGAGAAUCCUAAUUCCCUCCAAGAGCAGAGCCAUGCUUUACUCCAACGCUGGGUUGAACGGGAAGGCAAACAUGCUACAGGUAUAUACCAUUUAGCUGACAGAUUUUGGUGGAUGAUAAACCAUUAUUUAAUACAGUUAUUUGAUCCUACAAAUAACCGACAUCUAUAAAUAAAUUAUUUUUCUGUCAGUGUAAGGUCUGUAACAGUCUACCAUUUUUUUCUGCAGAGGACUGUCUUGUUAAAAGACUCACCAAGAUCAACCGCAUGGAUAUUGUCCAUUUAAUCGAAACCCAGAUGAACAAGUCAGUUCAAGAGCAAACAUCUAGAACAUAUGCUGAAAUAGAGAAGACACUGGAUCAUAGUGAAGGUAGGAAAACUUCUUUGCAAAACGGUGUAGCCCACACCAUCUAAUAGCAAACACAAUCACUCUUGCACACAUUAAUGUCAUGUUGGUAUUUUUUUUUUCAGUAUCAGUAGCCCUUUCUUCAGUGCAAGAUGAUGCAGACAGCCCCAGAAUUGUGAGAAAGGUGGAGUCGGACCGUAGACCACCUCCUGCUGUUUCUGAAGAGGACCUUUCAGUUGCCUCCCUACUGGACAUUCCAUCCUGGGCAGAACCUGUUGGACAAACCCAUUCAGAAAGCAUCCACGGUGACCUUCUGGAGGAGCUCGAAAUCCCACAGUAAAUUAAUUAUUUGAAAUUAUUAAUUCAUAAACCUGACACCCAAACCUGACACUCAAAAUAAGCACUACAAACACCAUAAUGAACCUUAAUGUUUUGUUAGUCUUAAAAUGGCUGCUUACUUAAAGUCAUCUAUCCUAGCAUCUUGAUAGUAUGAAAUAGGACAGUGUCAUAUCCUAAUGCUUUUAUUCAGAAAGAUUUGACACAUUGUACUCAUACGAAGUCACAAUAUCUGUCCAACCUAUUCUGUGUUACAGUGAAUUAAACCCUAACCUGUGGACCUCUGAGGAUGUUAUUGAGCAAGAACCUACAAUGUAUGACAACUCAGAUGAGCAAGUAAGUACAUUUACUCCUGUGGCAGAUGAAGCAUUGGAGAGCCGUGCCACACAGGUUUAUGAACCCAAAGAAAGAAGCCAUCAAGAUUGUUGCAGCCUUCAUUUUGUCAGGCCUUCAGAAGGUGGCAUUCACAGUCGAGUCAAAGAUGACUGCAGCCAAAUCUUACUGCUGGAGCAGUGUGGUUGUGGAGAUGAGCAGAAACAAUCAUUUGAAAGCCUCAAAUUACCCUCAUGUAUAAAUAUCAUAGACUUUGGUCUGAGUCUGUCAGAGUCGGACCAAGCUGAGACUGACUUCAAUGAGCUCUGGGAUGAGUUUGAGGUGAUACCACAGCUGUGCAAUACAAAUGAAACUAGAACCAGAGGAAUCUCUGACCCCAACCUGUUAGCCCUGCCAGAUGAGGAACAGCAAGCAAUGCUGGCUGUGAUAGAAGAGGACACUACUAUUGCUCAAAAAAGCAGCCCCUCUCAGAAGUGUAGAAGUGAAGCCCAGUCCUUGAAUUCACCUCACAGCCCUAAAACAGCCUCCCAGGGGUCAAGUUUGGACAUAAGUUUCAAAGCUAUCAAGUCAAGCAAGGAGGAAAACACAAAACCACCAGCAUGCAGUGGCGGGUAUCUGGAAAGCAUACCCUUUUGUGAUGAUAUUGAUGAUAUCAAGUCACUGGAACCUAAUGUUACUCCAGCAGAGUACAAGAAUUGUCCACAGAUUCCGACAGGCAUUUUCCCUGCUCAUAUGGCUUGUGACUUAACUGAAAGUUACUCUAUCACCUCUCCUAUUAGUCAUGAAAUUGACCAAGUCGUUGACAAGGCAAAAAAACCAUUCAACUCUAAGCCAAAACUAACCUCCCUUCACCCUCUUCUACCUACCAAUCAUUUUGCACCACAGUCACCUUGCACUUUAAGAGAGUACAAUUCCUUCACCCCAGAUUCAAUGACAUCUGAGGAGCAGUGUGUCUUGUUUUCAUCUGAAAGUAAAAGUGGGCUCUUUUUUGAAGAGACAUUUACAUUAAAUGACUCCAUAACAAGAAUGUCAUCCCCUGAUUCUGUCAUGUCAAUCAGUGACUACAGGGCAUUGUCACCUGACUCUCCACUGGAGGGAGAGAGGGGAUUUCCUGACUUUCCCUGUAUACAAGAUGACUGCUGGACACACUCUCUAGAUGAAUGUAGUAUACCUGAAGUUGAUAUCAAUAUUUCAAAAAAUGAAUUUUGCACCUGUCAAGCACAUACACAUGAAUGUGAACCAGAUUUUAAAAAGCAUGAAGGUUUGGCCAUAGCUACGAUUUCAAGUACCUCGUCUACAAAAUCCCCUAAGUCUUGGGACAAUAAAAGGCAGGUAUAUUCAGACCAGCAAAAAGCCCAAUAUGGGACAUCUGUACCAAGAUGUUCAUUGUUUAAUGGAGAGUUAAACUCAUUCUUUAGCAUGGCAUCAGAUAACAGAGAAAGAGAAGUAAAUUUGACUGACUCAGUUACACCAUCUGAUGCACAUGGCUUUCCAGACAGGGAUUCUCGACCAUCCUCACCAGAAUCUCAAACCUCUCACAGCAGUUUUUCGUUUCUAGAACUUUUGCUCUCUGAACCUUUUCGGAAGCAACUAAGCAAUCAAUAUUGUGAUUAUUAUCUGCAAUAUUCAGGAGGAAAUAAAUCAUCACUAAUUUGGACACCAGAUCUUUGCAACUCAGUUCUUCAUGAGAAAGAUGGUCAAGGUAGCCUUAUGAAAGCUUCCAGUAAUCAUGAACAUCAUCUCCUCCAUCAAUCGGUAAAAACACACACAAGUGACACACAAAAGUAUUUGUCAUCAAGGGACACGCAUACAAUGUAUAACUAUUUGCAGUAUUCAGAGAGGUCUCCUUCAUCACCUGUUGAGGAAUGGAAGAACAAAUACUGCACUGAUUCACCACAGUCUUUGAAAGGGCAUAUGGAUCCCAAAGAAAUGCUUCCUGCAUUUACAACUGCUGCUUGUUAUGAUAGCCAUACUGGAUUGCAAAAUAACCAAAGAGCAAAAUCAGGCAGUUCAAAUGAAUCAGAAAUGCAAUUUGGAGCACAGCCUCUGUCAACUGUAGUACAAAUCCCGGACACAUUGGAAUGUAAGUCAUUCCUUGAUUACUGGUUUGAUAAGAAUGAAUCACAAAUUUACACACCACCAGCAGAAAAAUCAUGCAAAACUUUAACUGAAGGAGGACAAAAAAUGGUGUCAAUCAAUGAGGUGAAAGCCUCUAGAAGUUUCACUUGUGACAUUGAAAACAAAGAGGAAACCCUGACCUUGGAAAAUAAAAAUAAGAAACUGUAUGAUAGAACUUGUCACCUGUCAAAAGUGGAAGAUAAAGCACCAAUGGUUUUUGACUUAGUUAAAAAGCCAAGAUAUAUUUUGAAUUUUCCAGGUGAACAACUUUUGACGUCCAACAGAAAAAGUGUUUCAGAGCAUGAUAAAGAAACAGUGUCAAAAUUGAAAAGUUUUGAAGAAAGUAAAAUAGUAAAAAGAAAAAUCUCCUUUGAAUACAGAGCGUUGUCCCCGGAUUCUGUGUCUUCCGAAUUCGACUUUUCGCUCCUGCAGGACUGGUUGGCAGACUUUAGAGCAUCCUCCCCAGAGUCUGUGACUUCAGUUGAGCAGCGCUCUGUGUUUCCCAGCAUGGCAUUUGGCCAGAUGGAGAGUCAGCACUGUGACUAUUACCUGCGGUACGCUGAGGGUAGACCGGUAUCACCUCGCUCGACCCUGUCAGAUGAUGAGUUUUCUCAAUAUAGUCUCCAGGAACUGUUUGAGGACGACGACAGGCCAGAUUCGCCAGAUUCGCUCCCUUCCCAGGUGGUAGAUAAACAAACAGGCGUUACUGUGACUGCAGCCCCAAGGCCUCAGGGCACAAGACCCCUGACGUAUGCAGACAUCGUGCGGGGCGUUGCUUACCAAAAGCCUGCGGACGCUUUGCCGGGCCUCACCUCCUUUGAGUUGAGACCUGUUUGGCCCCUGCCGGCCUCCUGUGAGAAUGAGUGCGCUCACUACUCCAUAGACGAUUACAUGACUGAGCUCAGACCAGAGUCUCCCGAGUCGGGGGCGUCUCAGAGUGCACUUAGGGCCCUCUCUCCGGACUCACCUGUUCCUCAGUUCACAGUUCCCCAUGUGGGCUACGCCCUGGACUUGUCCAGAGACAGGUCGUUUACCCCAGAAUCAACCUUUUCCGACUGGGAAGGUAGGGAUUUGUGUCUGGGUGCCCUGUUUGAGGAGAGCAGACCAGAGUCCCCGCAGUCAGUUUUCUCCGACUAUGGACUUGACGAGCUAUUUAGUAGCAGGGCGUUGUCCCCGGAUUCCGUGUCUUCCGAAUUCGAAUUUUCGCUCCUGCAGGACUGGUUGGCAGACUUUAGAGCAUCCUCCCCAGAGUCUGUGACUUCAGUUGAGCAGCGCUCUGUGUUUCCCGGCAUGGCAUUUGGCCAGAUGGAGAGUCAGCACUGUGACUAUUACCUGCGGUACGCUGAGGGUAGACCGGUAUCACCUCGCUCGACCCUGUCAGAUGAUGAGUUUUCUCAAUGUAGUCUCCAGGAACUGUUUGAGGACGACGACAGGCCAGAUUCGCCAGAUUCGCUCCCUUCCCAGGUGGUAGAUAAACAAACAGGCGUUACUGUGACUGCAGCCCCAAGGCCUCAGGGCACAAGACCCCUGACGUAUGCAGACAUCGUGCGGGGCGUUGCUUACCAAAAGCCUGCGGACGCUUUGCCGGGCCUCACCUCCUUUGAGUUGAGACCUGUUUGGCCCCUGCCGGCCUCCUGUGAGAAUGAGUGCGCUCACUACUCCAUAGACGAUUACAUGACUGAGCUCAGACCAGAGUCUCCCGAGUCGGGGGCGUCUCAGAGUGCACUUAGGGCCCUCUCUCCGGACUCACCUGUUCCUCAGUUCACAGUUCCCCAUGUGGGCUACGCCCUGGACUUGUCCAGAGACAGGUCGUUUACCCCAGAAUCAACCUUUUCCGACUGGGAAGGUAGGGAUUUGUGUCUGGAUGCCCUGUUUGAGGAGAGCAGACCAGAGUCCCCGCAGUCAGUUUUCUCCGACUAUGGACUUGACGAGCUAUUUAGUAGCAGGGCGUUGUCCCCGGAUUCCGUGUCUUCCGAAUUCGACUUUUCGCUCCUGCAGGACUGGUUGGCAGACUUUAGAGCAUCCUCCCCAGAGUCUGUGACUUCAGUUGAGCAGCGCUCUGUGUUUCCCGGCAUGGCAUUUGGCCAGAUGGAGAGUCAGCACUGUGACUAUUACCUGCGGUACGCUGAGGGUAGACCGGUAUCACCUCGCUCGACCCUGUCAGAUGAUGAGUUUUCUCAAUGUAGUCUCCAGGAACUGUUUGAGGACGACGACAGGCCAGAUUCGCCAGAUUCGCUCCCUUCCCAGGUGGUAGAUAAACAAACAGGCGUUACUGUGACUGCAGCCCCAAGGCCUCAGGGCACAAGACCCCUGACGUAUGCAGACAUCGUGCGGGGCGUUGCUUACCAAAAGCCUGCGGACGCUUUGCCGGGCCUCACCUCCUUUGAGUUGAGACCUGUUUGGCCCCUGCCGGCCUCCUGUGAGAAUGAGUGCGCUCACUACUCCAUAGACGAUUACAUGACUGAGCUCAGACCAGAGUCUCCCGAGUCGGGGGCGUCUCAGAGUGCACUUAGGGCCCUCUCUCCGGACUCACCUGUUCCUCAGUUCACAGUUCCCCAUGUGGGCUACACCCUGGACUUGUCCAGAGACAGGUCGUUUACCCCAGAAUCAACCUUUUCCGACUGGGAAGGUAGGGAUUUGUGUCUGGGUGCCCUGUUUGAGGAGAGCAGACCAGAGUCCCCGCAGUCAGUUUUCUCCGACUAUGGACUUGACGAGCUAUUUAGUAGCAGGGCGUUGUCCCCGGAUUCCGUGUCUUCCGAAUUCGACUUUUCGCUCCUGCAGGACUGGUUGGCAGACUUUAGAGCAUCCUCCCCAGAGUCUGUGACUUCAGUUGAGCAGCGCUCUGUGUUUCCCGGCAUGGCAUUUGGCCAGAUGGAGAGUCAGCACUGUGACUAUUACCUGCGGUACGCUGAGGGUAGACCGGUAUCACCUCGCUCGACCCUGUCAGAUGAUGAGUUUUCUCAAUGUAGUCUCCAGGAACUGUUUGAGGACGACGACAGGCCAGAUUCGCCAGAUUCGCUCCCUUCCCAGGUGGUAGAUAAACAAACAGGCGUUACUGUGACUGCAGCCCCAAGGCCUCAGGGCACAAGACCCCUGACGUAUGCAGACAUCGUGCGGGGCGUUGCUUACCAAAAGCCUGCGGACGCUUUGCCGGGCCUCACCUCCUUUGAGUUGAGACCUGUUUGGCCCCUGCCGGCCUCCUGUGAGAAUGAGUGCGCUCACUACUCCAUAGACGAUUACAUGACUGAGCUCAGACCAGAGUCUCCCGAGUCGGGGGCGUCUCAGAGUGCACUUAGGGCCCUCUCUCCGGACUCACCUGUUCCUCAGUUCACAGUUCCCCAUGUGGGCUACGCCCUGGACUUGUCCAGAGACAGGUCGUUUACCCCAGAAUCAACCUUUUCCGACUGGGAAGGUAGGGAUUUGUGUCUGGGUGCCCUGUUUGAGGAGAGCAGACCAGAGUCCCCGCAGUCAGUUUUCUCCGACUAUGGACUUGACGAGCUAUUUAGUAGCAGGGCGUUGUCCCCGGAUUCCGUGUCUUCCGAAUUCGACUUUUCGCUCCUGCAGGACUGGUUGGCAGACUUUAGAGCAUCCUCCCCAGAGUCUGUGACUUCAGUUGAGCAGCGCUCUGUGUUUCCCGGCAUGGCAUUUGGCCAGAUGGAGAGUCAGCACUGUGACUAUUACCUGCGGUACGCUGAGGGUAGACCGGUAUCACCUCGCUCGACCCUGUCAGAUGAUGAGUUUUCUCAAUGUAGUCUCCAGGAACUGUUUGAGGACGACGACAGGCCAGAUUCGCCAGAUUCGCUCCCUUCCCAGGUGGUAGAUAAACAAACAGGCGUUACUGUGACUGCAGCCCCAAGGCCUCAGGGCACAAGACCCCUGACGUAUGCAGACAUCGUGCGGGGCGUUGCUUACCAAAAGCCUGCGGACGCUUUGCCGGGCCUCACCUCCUUUGAGUUGAGACCUGUUUGGCCCCUGCCGGCCUCCUGUGAGAAUGAGUGCGCUCACUACUCCAUAGACGAUUACAUGACUGAGCUCAGACCAGAGUCUCCCGAGUCGGGGGCGUCUCAGAGUGCACUUAGGGCCCUCUCUCCGGACUCACCUGUUCCUCAGUUCACAGUUCCCCAUGUGGGCUACGCCCUGGACUUGUCCAGAGACAGGUCGUUUACCCCAGAAUCAACCUUUUCCGACUGGGAAGGUAGGGAUUUGUGUCUGGGUGCCCUGUUUGAGGAGAGCAGACCAGAGUCCCCGCAGUCAGUUUUCUCCGACUAUGGACUUGACGAGCUAUUUAGUAGCAGGGCGUUGUCCCCGGAUUCCGUGUCUUCCGAAUUCGACUUUUCGCUCCUGCAGGACUGGUUGGCAGACUUUAGAGCAUCCUCCCCAGAGUCUGUGACUUCAGUUGAGCAGCGCUCUGUGUUUCCCGGCAUGGCAUUUGGCCAGAUGGAGAGUCAGCACUGUGACUAUUACCUGCGGUACGCUGAGGGUAGACCGGUAUCACCUCGCUCGACCCUGUCAGAUGAUGAGUUUUCUCAAUGUAGUCUCCAGGAACUGUUUGAGGACGACGACAGGCCAGAUUCGCCAGAUUCGCUCCCUUCCCAGGUGGUAGAUAAACAAACAGGCGUUACUGUGACUGCAGCCCCAAGGCCUCAGGGCACAAGACCCCUGACGUAUGCAGACAUCGUGCGGGGCGUUGCUUACCAAAAGCCUGCAGACGCUUUGCCGGGCCUCACCUCCUUUGAGUUGAGACCUGUUUGGCCCCUGCCGGCCUCCUGUGAGAAUGAGUGCGCUCACUACUCCAUAGACGAUUACAUGACUGAGCUCAGACCAGAGUCUCCCGAGUCGGGGGCGUCUCAGAGUGCACUUAGGGCCCUCUCUCCGGACUCACCUGUUCCUCAGUUCACAGUUCCCCAUGUGGGCUACGCCCUGGACUUGUCCAGAGACAGGUCGUUUACCCCAGAAUCAACCUUUUCCGACUGGGAAGGUAGGGAUUUGUGUCUGGAUGCCCUGUUUGAGGAGAGCAGACCAGAGUCCCCGCAGUCAGUUUUCUCCGACUAUGGACUUGACGAGCUAUUUAGUAGCAGGGCGUUGUCCCCGGAUUCCGUGUCUUCCGAAUUCGACUUUUCGCUCCUGCAGGACUGGUUGGCAGACUUUAGAGCAUCCUCCCCAGAGUCUGUGACUUCAGUUGAGCAGCGCUCUGUGUUUCCCGGCAUGGCAUUUGGCCAGAUGGAGAGUCAGCACUGUGACUAUUACCUGCGGUACGCUGAGGGUAGACCGGUAUCACCUCGCUCGACCCUGUCAGAUGAUGAGUUUUCUCAAUGUAGUCUCCAGGAACUGUUUGAGGACGACGACAGGCCAGAUUCGCCAGAUUCGCUCCCUUCCCAGGUGGUAGAUAAACAAACAGGCGUUACUGUGACUGCAGCCCCAAGGCCUCAGGGCACAAGACCCCUGACGUAUGCAGACAUCGUGCGGGGCGUUGCUUACCAAAAGCCUGCAGACGCUUUGCCGGGCCUCACCUCCUUUGAGUUGAGACCUGUUUGGCCCCUGCCGGCCUCCUGUGAGAAUGAGUGCGCUCACUACUCCAUAGACGAUUACAUGACUGAGCUCAGACCAGAGUCUCCCGAGUCGGGGGCGUCUCAGAGUGCACUUAGGGCCCUCUCUCCGGACUCACCUGUUCCUCAGUUCACAGUUCCCCAUGUGGGCUACGCCCUGGACUUGUCCAGAGACAGGUCGUUUACCCCAGAAUCAACCUUUUCCGACUGGGAAGGUAGGGAUUUGUGUCUGGAUGCCCUGUUUGAGGAGAGCAGACCAGAGUCCCCGCAGUCAGUUUUCUCCGACUAUGGACUUGACGAGCUAUUUAGUAGCAGGGCGUUGUCCCCGGAUUCCGUGUCUUCCGAAUUCGACUUUUCGCUCCUGCAGGACUGGUUGGCAGACUUUAGAGCAUCCUCCCCAGAGUCUGUGACUUCAGUUGAGCAGCGCUCUGUGUUUCCCGGCAUGGCAUUUGGCCAGAUGGAGAGUCAGCACUGUGACUAUUACCUGCGGUACGCUGAGGGUAGACCGGUAUCACCUCGCUCGACCCUGUCAGAUGAUGAGUUUUCUCAAUGUAGUCUCCAGGAACUGUUUGAGGACGACGACAGGCCAGAUUCGCCAGAUUCGCUCCCUUCCCAGGUGGUAGAUAAACAAACAGGCGUUACUGUGACUGCAGCCCCAAGGCCUCAGGGCACAAGACCCCUGACGUAUGCAGACAUCGUGCGGGGCGUUGCUUACCAAAAGCCUGCAGACGCUUUGCCGGGCCUCACCUCCUUUGAGUUGAGACCUGUUUGGCCCCUGCCGGCCUCCUGUGAGAAUGAGUGCGCUCACUACUCCAUAGACGAUUACAUGACUGAGCUCAGACCAGAGUCUCCCGAGUCGGGGGCGUCUCAGAGUGCACUUAGGGCCCUCUCUCCGGACUCACCUGUUCCUCAGUUCACAGUUCCCCAUGUGGGCUACGCCCUGGACUUGUCCAGAGACAGGUCGUUUACCCCAGAAUCAACCUUUUCCGACUGGGAAGGUAGGGAUUUGUGUCUGGAUGCCCUGUUUGAGGAGAGCAGACCAGAGUCCCCGCAGUCACUUUUUUCCGACUAUGGACUUGACGAGCUAUUUAGUAGCAGGGCGUUGUCCCCGGAUUCCGUGUCUUCCGAAUUCGACUUUUCGCUCCUGCAGGACUGGUUGGCAGACUUUAGAGCAUCCUCCCCAGAGUCUGUGACUUCAGUUGAGCAGCGCUCUGUGUUUCCCGGCAUGGCAUUUGGCCAGAUGGAGAGUCAGCACUGUGACUAUUACCUGCGGUACGCUGAGGCUAGACCGGUAUCACCUCGCUCGACCCUGUCAGAUGAUGAGUUUUCUCAAUAUAGUCUCCAGGAACUGUUUGAGGACGACGACAGGCCAGAUUCGCCAGAUUCGCUCCCUUCCCAGGUGGUAGAUAAACAAACAGGCGUUACUGUGACUGCAGCCCCAAGGCCUCAGGGCACAAGACCCCUGACGUAUGCAGACAUCGUGCGGGGCGUUGCUUACCAAAAGCCUGCAGACGCUUUGCCGGGCCUCACCUCCUUUGAGUUGAGACCUGUUUGGCCCCUGCCGGCCUCCUGUGAGAAUGAGUGCGCUCACUACUCCAUAGACGAUUACAUGACUGAGCUCAGACCAGAGUCUCCCGAGUCGGGGGCGUCUCAGAGUGCACUUAGGGCCCUCUCUCCGGACUCACCUGUUCCUCAGUUCACAGUUCCCCAUGUGGGCUACGCCCUGGACUUGUCCAGAGACAGGUCGUUUACCCCAGAAUCAACCUUUUCCGACUGGGAAGGUAGGGAUUUGUGUCUGGAUGCCCUGUUUGAGGAGAGCAGACCAGAGUCCCCGCAGUCAGUUUUCUCCGACUAUGGACUUGACGAGCUAUUUAGUAGCAGGGCGUUGUCCCCGGAUUCCGUGUCUUCCGAAUUCGACUUUUCGCUCCUGCAGGACUGGUUGGCAGACUUUAGAGCAUCCUCCCCAGAGUCUGUGACUUCAGUUGAGCAGCGCUCUGUGUUUCCCGGCAUGGCAUUUGGCCAGAUGGAGAGUCAGCACUGUGACUAUUACCUGCGGUACGCUGAGGCUAGACCGGUAUCACCUCGCUCGACCCUGUCAGAUGAUGAGUUUUCUCAAUAUAGUCUCCAGGAACUGUUUGAGGACGACGACAGGCCAGAUUCGCCAGAUUCGCUCCCUUCCCAGGUGGUAGAUAAACAAACAGGCGUUACUGUGACUGCAGCCCCAAGGCCUCAGGGCACAAGACCCCUGACGUAUGCAGACAUCGUGCGGGGCGUUGCUUACCAAAAGCCUGCAGACGCUUUGCCGGGCCUCACCUCCUUUGAGUUGAGACCUGUUUGGCCCCUGCCGGCCUCCUGUGAGAAUGAGUGCGCUCACUACUCCAUAGACGAUUACAUGACUGAGCUCAGACCAGAGUCUCCCGAGUCGGGGGCGUCUCAGAGUGCACUUAGGGCCCUCUCUCCGGACUCACCUGUUCCUCAGUUCACAGUUCCCCAUGUGGGCUACGCCCUGGACUUGUCCAGAGACAGGUCGUUUACCCCAGAAUCAACCUUUUCCGACUGGGAAGGUAGGGAUUUGUGUCUGGAUGCCCUGUUUGAGGAGAGCAGACCAGAGUCCCCGCAGUCAGUUUUCUCCGACUAUGGACUUGACGAGCUAUUUAGUAGCAGGGCGUUGUCCCCGGAUUCCGUGUCUUCCGAAUUCGACUUUUCGCUCCUGCAGGACUGGUUGGCAGACUUUAGAGCAUCCUCCCCAGAGUCUGUGACUUCAGUUGAGCAGCGCUCUGUGUUUCCCGGCAUGGCAUUUGGCCAGAUGGAGAGUCAGCACUGUGACUAUUACCUGCGGUACGCUGAGGCUAGACCGGUAUCACCUCGCUCGACCCUGUCAGAUGAUGAGUUUUCUCAAUAUAGUCUCCAGGAACUGUUUGAGGACGACGACAGGCCAGAUUCGCCAGAUUCGCUCCCUUCCCAGGUGGUAGAUAAACAAACAGGCGUUACUGUGACUGCAGCCCCAAGGCCUCAGGGCACAAGACCCCUGACGUAUGCAGACAUCGUGCGGGGCGUUGCUUACCAAAAGCCUGCAGACGCGUUGCCGGGCCUCACCUCCUUUGAGUUGAGACCUGUUUGGCCCCUGCCGGCCUCCUGUGAGAAUGAGUGCGCUCACUACUCCAUAGACGAUUACAUGACUGAGCUCAGACCAGAGUCUCCCGAGUCGGGGGCGCCUCAGAGUGCACUUAGGGCCCUCUCUCCGGACUCACCUGUUCCUCAGUUCACAGUUCCCCAUGUGGGCUACGCCCUGGACUUGUCCAGAGACAGGUCGUUUACCCCAGAAUCAACCUUUUCCGACUGGGAAGGUAGGGAUUUGUGUCUGGAUGCCCUGUUUGAGGAGAGCAGACCAGAGUCCCCGCAGUCAGUUUUCUCCGACUAUGGACUUGACGAGCUAUUUAGUAGCAGGGCGUUGUCCCCGGAUUCCGUGUCUUCCGAAUUCGACUUUUCGCUCCUGCAGGACUGGUUGGCAGACUUUAGAGCAUCCUCCCCAGAGUCUGUGACUUCAGUUGAGCAGCGCUCUGUGUUUCCCGGCAUGGCAUUUGGCCAGAUGGAGAGUCAGCACUGUGACUAUUACCUGCGGUACGCUGAGGCUAGACCGGUAUCACCUCGCUCGACCCUGUCAGAUGAUGAGUUUUCUCAAUAUAGUCUCCAGGAACUGUUUGAGGACGACGACAGGCCAGAUUCGCCAGAUUCGCUCCCUUCCCAGGUGGUAGAUAAACAAACAGGCGUUACUGUGACUGCAGCCCCAAGGCCUCAGGGCACAAGACCCCUGACGUAUGCAGACAUCGUGCGGGGCGUUGCUUACCAAAAGCCUGCAGACGCUUUGCCGGGCCUCACCUCCUUUGAGUUGAGACCUGUUUGGCCCCUGCCGGCCUCCUGUGAGAAUGAGUGCGCUCACUACUCCAUAGACGAUUACAUGACUGAGCUCAGACCAGAGUCUCCCGAGUCGGGGGCGUCUCAGAGUGCACUUAGGGCCCUCUCUCCGGACUCACCUGUUCCUCAGUUCACAGUUCCCCAUGUGGGCUACGCCCUGGACUUGUCCAGAGACAGGUCGUCUACCCCAGAAUCAACCUUUUCCGACUGGGAAGGUAGGGAUUUGUGUCUGGGUGCCCUGUUUGAGGAGAGCAGACCAGAGUCCCCGCAGUCAGUUUUCUCCGACUAUGGACUUGACGAGCUAUUUAGUAGCAGGGCGUUGUCCCCGGAUUCCGUGUCUUCCGAAUUCGACUUUUCGCUCCUGCAGGACUGGUUGGCAGACUUUAGAGCAUCCUCCCCAGAGUCUGUGACUUCAGUUGAGCAGCGCUCUGUGUUUCCCGGCAUGGCAUUUGGCCAGAUGGAGAGUCAGCACUGUGACUAUUACCUGCGGUACGCUGAGGCUAGACCGGUAUCACCUCGCUCGACCCUGUCAGAUGAUGAGUUUUCUCAAUAUAGUCUCCAGGAACUGUUUGAGGACGACGACAGGCCAGAUUCGCCAGAUUCGCUCCCUUCCCAGGUGGUAGAUAAACAAACAGGCGUUACUGUGACUGCAGCCCCAAGGCCUCAGGGCACAAGACCCCUGACGUAUGCAGACAUCGUGCGGGGCGUUGCUUACCAAAAGCCUGCAGACGCGUUGCCGGGCCUCACCUCCUUUGAGUUGAGACCUGUUUGGCCCCUGCCGGCCUCCUGUGAGAAUGAGUGCGCUCACUACUCCAUAGACGAUUACAUGACUGAGCUCAGACCAGAGUCUCCCGAGUCGGGGGCGUCUCAGAGUGCACUUAGGGCCCUCUCUCCGGACUCACCUGUUCCUCAGUUCACAGUUCCCCAUGUGGGCUACGCCCUGGACUUGUCCAGAGACAGGUCGUUUACCCCAGAAUCAACCUUUUCCGACUGGGAAGGUAGGGAUUUGUGUCUGGAUGCCCUGUUUGAGGAGAGCAGACCAGAGUCCCCGCAGUCAGUUUUCUCCGACUAUGGACUUGACGAGCUAUUUAGUAGCAGGGCGUUGUCCCCGGAUUCCGUGUCUUCCGAAUUCGACUUUUCGCUCCUGCAGGACUGGUUGGCAGACUUUAGAGCAUCCUCCCCAGAGUCUGUGACUUCAGUUGAGCAGCGCUCUGUGUUUCCCGGCAUGGCAUUUGGCCAGAUGGAGAGUCAGCACUGUGACUAUUACCUGCGGUACGCUGAGGGUAGACCGGUAUCACCUCGCUCGACCCUGUCAGAUGAUGAGUUUUCUCAAUAUAGUCUCCAGGAACUGUUUGAGGACGACGACAGGCCAGAUUCGCCAGAUUCGCUCCCUUCCCAGGUGGUAGAUAAACAAACAGGCGUUACUGUGACUGCAGCCCCAAGGCCUCAGGGCACAAGACCCCUGACGUAUGCAGACAUCGUGCGGGGCGUUGCUUACCAAAAGCCUGCAGACGCGUUGCCGGGCCUCACCUCCUUUGAGUUGAGACCUGUUUGGCCCCUGCCGGCCUCCUGUGAGAAUGAGUGCGCUCACUACUCCAUAGACGAUUACAUGACUGAGCUCAGACCAGAGUCUCCCGAGUCGGGGGCGCCUCAGAGUGCACUUAGGGCCCUCUCUCCGGACUCACCUGUUCCUCAGUUCACAGUUCCCCAUGUGGGCUACGCCCUGGACUUGUCCAGAGACAGGUCGUUUACCCCAGAAUCAACCUUUUCCGACUGGGAAGGUAGGGAUUUGUGUCUGGAUGCCCUGUUUGAGGAGAGCAGACCAGAGUCCCCGCAGUCAGUUUUCUCCGACUAUGGACUUGACGAGCUAUUUAGUAGCAGGGCGUUGUCCCCGGAUUCCGUGUCUUCCGAAUUCGACUUUUCGCUCCUGCAGGACUGGUUGGCAGACUUUAGAGCAUCCUCCCCAGAGUCUGUGACUUCAGUUGAGCAGCGCUCUGUGUUUCCCGGCAUGGCAUUUGGCCAGAUGGAGAGUCAGCACUGUGACUAUUACCUGCGGUACGCUGAGGCUAGACCGGUAUCACCUCGCUCGACCCUGUCAGAUGAUGAGUUUUCUCAAUAUAGUCUCCAGGAACUGUUUGAGGACGACGACAGGCCAGAUUCGCCAGAUUCGCUCCCUUCCCAGGUGGUAGAUAAACAAACAGGCGUUACUGUGACUGCAGCCCCAAGGCCUCAGGGCACAAGACCCCUGACGUAUGCAGACAUCGUGCGGGGCGUUGCUUACCAAAAGCCUGCAGACGCUUUGCCGGGCCUCACCUCCUUUGAGUUGAGACCUGUUUGGCCCCUGCCGGCCUCCUGUGAGAAUGAGUGCGCUCACUACUCCAUAGACGAUUACAUGACUGAGCUCAGACCAGAGUCUCCCGAGUCGGGGGCGUCUCAGAGUGCACUUAGGGCCCUCUCUCCGGACUCACCUGUUCCUCAGUUCACAGUUCCCCAUGUGGGCUACGCCCUGGACUUGUCCAGAGACAGGUCGUUUACCCCAGAAUCAACCUUUUCCGACUGGGAAGGUAGGGAUUUGUGUCUGGAUGCCCUGUUUGAGGAGAGCAGACCAGAGUCCCCGCAGUCAGUUUUCUCCGACUAUGGACUUGACGAGCUAUUUAGUAGCAGGGCGUUGUCCCCGGAUUCCGUGUCUUCCGAAUUCGACUUUUCGCUCCUGCAGGACUGGUUGGCAGACUUUAGAGCAUCCUCCCCAGAGUCUGUGACUUCAGUUGAGCAGCGCUCUGUGUUUCCCGGCAUGGCAUUUGGCCAGAUGGAGAGUCAGCACUGUGACUAUUACCUGCGGUACGCUGAGGGUAGACCGGUAUCACCUCGCUCGACCCUGUCAGAUGAUGAGUUUUCUCAAUAUAGUCUCCAGGAACUGUUUGAGGACGACGACAGGCCAGAUUCGCCAGAUUCGCUCCCUUCCCAGGUGGUAGAUAAACAAACAGGCGUUACUGUGACUGCAGCCCCAAGGCCUCAGGGCACAAGACCCCUGACGUAUGCAGACAUCGUGCGGGGCGUUGCUUACCAAAAGCCUGCAGACGCGUUGCCGGGCCUCACCUCCUUUGAGUUGAGACCUGUUUGGCCCCUGCCGGCCUCCUGUGAGAAUGAGUGCGCUCACUACUCCAUAGACGAUUACAUGACUGAGCUCAGACCAGAGUCUCCCGAGUCGGGGGCAUCUCAGAGUGCACUUAGGGCCCUCUCUCCGGACUCACCUGUUCCUCAGUUCACAGUUCCCCAUGUGGGCUACGCCCUGGACAUGUCCAGAGACAGGUCGUUUACCCCAGAAUCAACCUUUUCCGACUGGGAAGGUAGGGAUUUGUGUCUGGAUGCCCUGUUUGAGGAGAGCAGACCAGAGUCCCCGCAGUCAGUUUUCUCCGACUAUGGACUUGACGAGCUAUUUAGUAGCAGGGCGUUGUCCCCGGAUUCCGUGUCUUCCGAAUUCGACUUUUCGCUCCUGCAGGACUGGUUGGCAGACUUUAGAGCAUCCUCCCCAGAGUCUGUGACUUCAGUUGAGCAGCGCUCUGUGUUUCCCGGCAUGGCAUUUGGCCAGAUGGAGAGUCAGCACUGUGACUAUUACCUGCGGUACGCUGAGGGUAGACCGGUGUCACCUCGCUCGACCCUGUCAGAUGAUGAGUUUUCUCAAUAUAGUCUCCAGGAACUGUUUGAGGACGACGACAGGCCAGAUUCGCCAGAUUUGCUCCCUUCCCAGGUGGUAGCUAAACAAACAGGCGUUACUGUGACUGCAGCCCCAAGGCCUCAGGGCACAAGACCCCUGACGUAUGCAGACAUCGUGCGGGGCGUUGCUUACCAAAAGCCUGCAGACGCGUUGCCGGGCCUCACCUCCUUUGAGUUGAGACCUGUUUGGGCCCUGCCGGCCUCCUGUGAGAAUGAGUGCGCUCACUACUCCAUAGACGAUUACAUGACUGAGCUCAGACCAGAGUCUCCCGAGUCGGGGGCGUCUCAGAGUGCACUUAGGGCCCUCUCUCCGGACUCACCUGUUCCUCAGUUCACAGUUCCCCAUGUGGGCUACGCCCUGGACUUGUCCAGAGACAGGUCGUUUACCCCAGAAUCAACCUUUUCCGACUGGGAAGGUAGGGAUUUGUGUCUGGAUGCCCUGUUUGAGGAGAGCAGACCAGAGUCCCCGCAGUCAGUUUUCUCCGACUAUGGACUUGACGAGCUAUUUAGUAGCAGGGCGUUGUCCCCGGAUUCCGUGUCUUCCGAAUUCGACUUUUCGCUCCUGCAGGACUGGUUGGCAGACUUUAGAGCAUCCUCCCCAGAGUCUGUGACUUCAGUUGAGCAGCGCUCUGUGUUUCCCGGCAUGGCAUUUGGCCAGAUGGAGUGUCAGCACUGUGACUAUUACCUGCGGUACGCUGAGGGUAGACCGGUAUCACCUCGCUCGACCCUGUCAGAUGAUGAGUUUUCUCAAUAUAGUCUCCAGGAACUGUUUGAGGACGACGACAGGCCAGAUUCGCCAGAUUCGCUUUUCAAUAAUAUCAACUUAUUUUUUCAUAAUUCUUUUAUUCCACCAUGUCAGAGUAGUUCUAGAUUUAUUUUUGCUGAAAUUAAAGAAACCAAAACUGUAGGGUUUUAUCAGCAUGAGAUCAACACUGAAGGCACUGAAAAAAUUUCAUUGUCAGACAAUCUUUCACCAUCAACUAGCAAUUCAUGUAUAGAAGAGGACACGUUGUGUUUUUUAUCACAUUUAGUCACUGACCAGAGGUUGUCCUCUCCAGAAUCUUUUUGUUCACUUGAUGAGUUUACUCCUCUCUCUCCUGACUCACAAAUUCCCCAGUUUCCAAGUGAUCAUUUUUAUUCUGUGUAUUAUUUAGAGAGCAGGUCCAUUUCUCCACACUCCUUGAUAACGGAGGGGGAUCAAACUGACUUAUGUAGCUCUACCUAUUUAGAAGCUAUCAGGUCAGAAUCUCCUGAAUCCAUCCUGCCUGAUAGCGAAAUUUCUGGGUUACAUAGUGAGAAGACAUUGGAAAAUGAGUACUCAGAAUCAUUUAUUCAUUACUGGCUCUCUGAGUUACACCCAACUUUCUCUGAAAUCCCUGAAACAGGCGAUUUAGACAAAGAUCUAAACAAGUUACCAAGUAGGCAAAGUCCCUCAACAGAGACGGUUAAAGCUAACAGACUUUCUUAUAGGCCAGUAUCCAGGAGGUUGAUGUCACAUGUAUGUGAUCCAGUUUAUAAAGGACAUGUUUUGAAUGAGGUAGUUUUAAGUGACAGAGUUUUUGAUCAAAACAAAAUUUCAAGUUUACCUGACAGCAUUGGACAGCCACAAACCACCACCAAAUCAUUUGGUAAGGAAGGCACCAAACCAAUCUCCAAACCAUCAAAACAUUUGCCAAUAUCCCUUCCCCUUGUACCUGCUCUGACAACAGCAGAUUUACAUCCUGAAACAAAGGAGCUUCUUCCUGAAGCAUGUGUGGAAGAACCCACAGCUCCUGCUUUAAAGUCAAAUAACUAGCCACCCGCCACCCCCACCCCCACCCCCUACCCUCUCACCCCCCACCCCCACACCCACCCCCUUUAGACAGCAAAGCUUUAGGACUAAAUGAGGUCAGAAUUCAAGAUUUGCCUAUUUAUAACUGAGUUAAGUCUCAUGCCAUAUGUAGAACAAAAUUCCAAAUGUCAUUAUGUUGCCUUGCUGGAGGAGGCUUUCCAUGUACAAGAAAAAACAAUACCCAUGGACAAAACCCAGAAUCCCCAUUUAGGAUGACUUGUGCCCAAGAUCUGUUUUCCAAGAACAUGUAAAGAAAAUCCAUGAAAGAUGACCAGAACUCAAGUUCCUUGGUGUCGGUAAGCCAGAGCAAGGUCUUGCUUAGCAAUGAAUGCAGUGUUGCUUUAAGAGUAAUACACCUGGCAAUAAAUAGUGAAUGUAGUUUUUUUGCCCCAUGUUUUCACAAAUAAAAUUCAACAGUUGAUGCUGUCUGGCUUUGGCAUGUUUAGGCGGAAAAAAUAACUAUCAGUAAGGCACAGCAGAAAUCACUAAAUGAUUUGUCAUAACAACCUGCGCUUUUUUCCCUGCUAUGGAGUGGUCUUACAAUCUGCAUUGAUGAAAAUAUGACUCAUCUGCUUAGUGUUAUCCUUUAGACUGCCUUAAUGGAUCCCUAUAAGCCAAAGAAACUGGGUGUGAUCAAAUUUUGUUCGGAUGCCAUACAGUUUUAUUUUCUAAUAUUCUUAUCUGUUGUGGUCCACUUUGGUAGAAGUGUGUCAGUUUUUGCUUAACCCCCAUAAAAGUCUAAACCAAGUUAUGUACUUGCCACAGUUGUUCAUCACCUUGGAUGGAAGGCUCUUCCUUUUUCCAUUACAUAUAUAAAUGUAAAUGUAUAAGUUUGAGACAGGGAAGCAGCAGUCGAGAAUAUAGAAGCUUUUGACUGUGACAAAUACCAUAAACUGGUGGAUUUAGCGUUUUAAUGGGGAAUGCCAAGCUUACUGCACUUGUUUAACAGUGUGGUAGCAACCAUGUCUUUAAAAUGGUAAUGAUUUGCAUGUCCCCUUACACCAAAUUCUGAAGUUCAUUUGCACCUUGUUUGUAAUGUAAUGCAUUUUAAUUGCCUAAACAAAUCAUUACCCAUCAUACAACAAAAGUAUCUUGACUAUCCUGCUGUCAUUAUAUGAUGCAUUAUAAAUUCUAAACGGUAAAUGUUGAAACUAGUGAGUUACAACUGUUGUGACUAAAAUGCAACAAGGCUGCAAGUGAAUUUUCCUCACGAGACACUUCUCUCAAUUUAAAAAAAGGGGGCUUGUCUUUGAUAAAUGCAUGUUUCAUGUUUCACUCCCCCUUUCUUAAGAAAAUCACAAAUUAUAUUUAUUUUUCAAUCCAUUGUAUCAUCUCUUACAGGUAUCAACUGCAUCUUCCAGGAAAAAUCUCUCAGAUUCUUCACUGAAACAAACAGAUGUUCAUUUAGGGCAGAGUCAGAGUUUCUCCGUCAAAACAUCAUCCUUACCAAACGAUUCAGAAACAUUAUCAGCUGAAAAACUAGAGUCACAGAUUUCAGGUACUUUUGACCUUGGGAAAACGCAACCUGAAAUCACGCUGAGCGAUCAAAGUAGUUCGCCAGAGGAACAUUUUGAAUUGCUAUCAUACCCUGAACAAAGUGAAAACUGUGGUUUUACUACAAUAAGCUCAGUGAUCCCAGACUUAACCUGCCCAAUGCCUCAAGACAGUCCAGAUGACCAGAUCAUAAACUCUUCAGAUUCCACUCUAAAUCCACCUGAGUCUGAGUCCCCACAGCUUGACCAGUUGCUUUCAGACCUGGAGGAGAUGAAACUUAAGUUUAGGCCGGAGACAUCUGACUCCCCUCCAUCAGAAUCCACCGAUGGAAGCCUUGAAGAUGAUCAAAUUCACCAGAUCAAAGACCUUUCACCUGAGGACUGUUACUCUGCAGAAGUUAAUGACCCUUUUGGGGUUAGUUUAUCAUUUGCUGUUGAACUUUCUAAGGAUACAAACAAUACAGAUUCACCCUUUACAGAAUCUACAGAUGUUCUGAUGCCCAUUCAAUUUGAGCAUGAAAUAGUUUCAACUGAGAACUCUGAUGCAAGUGUGCUGCCAGCUCACUUGGACAAUAGCUCUGCAUCAGCAGCUGAGUCACUUUUAUUUGCAGAACCUGCCAAAAUAUUUGGUGAAGUAACUGAACCAUCACUGGACCCAAGUUCACCCAUGGACAUUUUCCAGUUCAGAAAAUUUGAAGAAAAUGUGUCUGAUGCAUCUUCCUCUGCAUCCUCAUCAAAGGUUUCGCCAACAAGCCCGUUUGAAAUACUUGAUGAAAAUCUAACAAUCCUUGGUGAAGAAGAUUUUACCCCUGAUUCUAUACAAAGUCAAGAAGAACUUGAAUCAAUUUUAUCAGCUGAUGACUCAAAGGAUUCAAUGCCGAGUGUCCAAGAUGAACCUGCACAGCUGGAAAAAGCCUUUUCUGUUGAAUCUGCUCAAAGUGAAGAAGAUUUUACUCCUGAUUUUAUACAUAGUCGAGAAGAACUUGAAUCAGUUUUAUCAGCUGAUGACUCAAAGGCUUCAACGCCGAGUGUCCAAGAUGAACCUGCACAGCUGGAAAAAGCCUUUUCUGUUGAAUCUCCUCUUGGUGAAGAAGAUUCAACCCAUGACACUAUACAAAGUCAAGAAGAACUUUUAUCAGCUAAUGACUCAAAGCCUUCAUCACACAGUGUCCAAGAUGAACCUGCACAGCUGGAAAAAGCCUUUUCUGUUGAAUCUACUCAAAGUGAAGACUUUUCCUCUCAGUCUCUCUCUGAAUUGACUCCAGAAACAGUCACAUGUAUGAGAUAUUUUGGCUUUGAGGAACUGAUGCCGCUCUCUUACCAAGGGAAUUCUGAGACAUCCUUGCAUGAACAAAAGCCAAGCACCACUUCACAGUCUUCAGAAGAAGCUCUGACUCCAGAAGACUCUGAGGGUUUUAUCCCUCAGCCCAUUUCUAAUAAACUCAAUCUGGAAGCCACCUCUGCUGAUGAGUACAGUAUCCCACCUGUUGAUGCACAGACCUCGCCCAUAACAAAAAAUCCUGACAUGCGUACAGAAUAUGUAAAAGUUUUACAAAGCAGCGCAGACAGCCCGACUUUUGAAUAUUCCGACCCAGAGCCUUUCUUUGACUGCAGGCAAGCAGCAUCCGAUUAUUCAGAGACAGAUGAACCUGAUACCAAAAGGACAGCAGAAAAGUUCAGUCGACGAAUGCUCUUGUCCUCUGGAAGUGAAGAUUAUGAGGAUGCUGCUCUUGUCCAUGUAGCUUUGGAUGACGCACAAGAAGAGAGGCAGCAAUUACUACACCAUCCAGAAGACUCAGAUGAAGAAUUCACCUUAUGUGAGGCUGCAAAUCUGCCUCCUGGUGCUAAAACUGGAGCAUACAAUGAUACUGAUACAUGUCUGUCAAGGGUAAGAUGAGAUUUGGUUAAAAUUCCCACCUGCAAGCUUUUCCCGGAGCUGAGCUUAACCAAAUACUUUGAGUGCUUCAGAAAGUAAUGACUGCUAACCCUGCAGCUGUUUGGAUGGGAUUAAAGCUCAACCCUUAACCCUGAUUUUGUUUUGAUUUCAGAUUUGACUGGUCCUCACUCAGCAUGUCACUCAGCUUCCUUGAACUAACUGUACCACUUAAACCGAUAGCAAAAGUUUUGUGGUUUUCCAUCAGCAAAGAAAAAAAAACUGGAAUUCUCUAAGUAAAGCAUGUUUUGCCAACUUUUUUCCAAGCCACAGACUGCCAUGAUGUACCUUCCAUUGUGAGAUACCUCAAAUUUAGAGUAAAAUAUGCUGAAUCAGUGGAAAGUGCAUCGUGUCACUCAGCUCACCGCUUGCUUUCCUUCAAACAGGUUAAAUAUGUUUUCAUUCAUUUAUGUAAAUAGAUUUGUGUUGCUUGGACAGGAGAUCAUCGCUGAGCUUGGGUCAAUAUCAGAAAGUUCAGAUGAUGAAUUUCUGACCACCAGAGUAGUGCGAAGGAGAGUUUUCAUUCAGGUAUCUGAUGGUGUAUUAAAAGAGCAUGAAGGGUAUGAGCUCCUGAAACCAGCCUCUGUUUUCACUGUGAUGUUAAAAUGUUCACCAUCUAACAAUCUGAAAUUUCGUAAGUCUGGGUGCAAAAAUAAUGUGUUGAAGAUUACCUAAUAGCUAUGUGAAUCCUCCCUCUUGAUUUGCAUACAUGGCUGAAUCAUGUCCGAGUCUUUUAUGCUGCUGUGGCCUCUUCCUUGUUAUUUCAAUUGUUAACCCACUGUAACCCGUUUAAACCAGAGAAUGCAGCUUUGUCUCCUGUGUCCCAAAUUAUUUGUUAUUUCACCAAAUAACCAUCUAUAAUGAAAAGUUCAUUUUUCUCCUAAUAUGUGUUUGGGUUUUAUUUUGAGGUGCAGAUUUAAACCUAUUAAUCAACAUUACACUAACCCAUCUCUGCAUCUCUGAUUAUUGUUUGCUGUGUAUUCUCAACAGGCUGAUGAGAUGCCUAACCUCCCCUCUCAGUCGGUAACUGAAGAAAAGUACAAGGAUGAAAAUGGACACAUUGUGGUCAAAAAGGUAAAGCUAUCACAUAAAUAUUUAAGAUGGUAUUAUACUUCUUAGCAACAGUCGCCAGUAGUAAAAUGUAAUUUUUCCAGAAUCUUCAGAGGAUUUUUGUUGCAUUGAGUUUUUAUUCAAUCAACCAAUCUUUAUUUAUGUAGCACCAGUUCACAACAAAUAUUAUCUUAAGAUGCUAACAAAGGAGUAGUCUAGAUCAUACUCUUCAUAAUAUUUACAGGAAGAUCCAACAUAGUGAUGGGAUAAGAUUGAGCAAGAUCACACCUGCUCCUAUCCCACCUUUAACCACAUGAGUGUAACACUGAUCAAGUCACAGUGGCAAAGAAAAACUCCCUUUUAACAGGCAGAAAGCUUAAGCAAAACCCAACUCAUGUUAGACAGUCAUCUACUGGGUUUAAAGAAGGGAUAAAGUGAGAUGUGGACAGAGAGAGAUGACAAGAGGCAAAAGAUAUGAGAUAAGAAGUUCAUGCUGUAUGUCAGAGCACUUUGACAUACAGUUUUCCAGAAUUAAUUCAUAAAUCAAAUAUGGUAGUUUGAUAUUUCUCUAUAAACUAAUGCUUGUUGUCUUUGUACACAAUCUGUUCUUUAGGUUACCCGUAAGAUCAUCCGUAAGUGUGUAUCUGCGGAUGGUGUGGAGCGAACAGAGGUUUCAGGAGAAGAAGGUGCUCCUGAGGGGCCCAUCAGUAUUACAGAGAGAGAUGGAUACUCUAAGGUAGUGAAGAGGACUGUCCUGAAGAGUGAGGGAGACCACACAGAGGUAAGUGUACUACAUGGGUGUGUGUGUGUGUGUUGAAUUAAUAAUCUUAAAUCAUUUAUAACAGAAAAUUACAGGCAAAUCAUAUUGGUUUUUUUGUAAUAUUAUUUACAGGAAUUAUCAUUAAACAAAUUUCCUUUAGGGGAUGAAUUAAAUUGAUGUACUGUGUUGUAUUGUCUUGUAUUAAUAAAAUACUUGUGACUUUUCUUCAUUCAAUUAGGUAACAUUUGCUGAAUGUGAAGGUCUCUCAUCUUCAAAACAUGACGUAGCUGAAGGUGGUAAGGUCAGACACACAGAAAAGACAACGGUGGUCGAAGGUGAAAGGACAAUGACACACAAAGGGGAUCCAUCUUUGGCCUCUGACCUCCCUUCAGCCAAAGAUGACUUCAAACAGGUGUGUUCAAAACCACUCAAGUAUCAACUCUUUAACUCUGACAGAGAAGGUGUAACAUAACUCGCUCCAUGUGUAAGACUAUUAGAUGUUUUAUUUUUAACUUGACUGUUAAUCAAUAUGAAGCCAUCUCCUUUUUUUAAUUCAAUCACUGAGUUCAUAGAUUUCUGUUUUCUCCCUCUUGUGACAACAGGCACUAGGUUAUAUAAGUGGUUUUAGCAGAACAGCAGAGCUCCCACAUGUGGUAGAAAGAGAAACUGUCAGAGAAGAUGGUACUGUGGUCAGGAGGUGUGUGAGGAAAAUAAUGCACCAGUUUGGGUAUCUUUGUGUGUGCGUGUGUCUAACUGCUUUUUGGUGAUGUUAUAAGAUAUGGUUAAUUUUACUUAUUAGGACUAAAGGUGUUCCUUAACCCUUUAAUGCCUGAAACCAAAAGCCAGAAAAUUCAAAGGUUUUUUUGGAGCUGAAAACCCCAAAAAUCAAAAUGUCCUCAAAAUUUAACAAAUAUAUAUAUAUAUAUAUAUAUAGAUAGAUCUAGAUAGAUAGAUAGAGCUCGUUUGAUAGAUGUUUUUGGACCUGAUAAACCACAAGAGGACAUUUUUAUCAUUUAUCAGACUGUAUUCAGGUGUUUUUUUUUAGUAAUUUGUUGAUCAUAUUGAUUUGAUAAAAGUAUAAUAAAGUAUGUAUCAAUUAUGAUACAAAAGGCAUCAAAGGGCUAAUGUUGCUAACCCCUUAGAUAAGCAGAAAUCAUGAGAAAUAUGUGAACGGUUUUUCGAAGACACAUUUAUCCAGUAUCUAACUAUCUGCAUUUUUGUGGGAGUGACAAACCAGCUGGCAACUUGUCCUGUGCUUGGUGUUGGAUAUUAACACAUUAACAGUUUGGCUAAACUCCAUAUUUCAACAUUGUCAGAGAGUGAUUGGUUUUAUGGAUGAUUUUGUAAAUAUAAAGGGUCAGCUUACAUGUGAUCACCAGGAAAUGUGCCACUACCCAAAGUGUUUUCCACCAUGUAUUUCAGAAGUUGCAGUGCACACAUCAAAAUUGAGUGCAUGAUUGACAGUGCAUGAGAUAUUUGCCAGUGAUUUAUUUCUGCUCAGUAACAUUCAGUAAAGCGUGUACAGAUCACAGUGUUUUUAGCUCUAAUUGACCUUCUUCUCUUUGUUUCUACAUCACCUAUCUAAAGGGCCCACAUGCGUAAAGGUCGCACCAUCAGACGAACGGCAGUGAAGGGAGCUGGGCAGCAUAAACAGGUCCUUCUACAGCAAGUGGACAAGCCCAGAAAAGGGUCCAAACCAUCUGAUCUCCAGCAGCAUCUCCACCAGCUAUUUCACCACUACUACCAAGAAGAAAAGGAGAACACUGAUGAGACUGAAGAGGAUGAGCAGGACGAGUAG
Xyrichtys novacula (pearly razorfish) is the source of this 73204-nucleotide messenger RNA. Lineage: Eukaryota; Metazoa; Chordata; Actinopteri; Labriformes; Labridae. The record is from the annotation of a GenBank genome assembly.